Molecule: messenger RNA, 86150 nt
Organism: Podarcis lilfordi (Lilford's wall lizard)
Lineage: Eukaryota; Metazoa; Chordata; Lepidosauria; Squamata; Lacertidae
Source: the annotation of a GenBank genome assembly
GAGAAGUCGUGGUCACGCGCGCGGAAAGCUCGGCGGUUGGCGGCUUUUUGCUUGGCGUCGAAGCGCUGUUUCCCUCCCUCCCCACUGCCCCGCCUACCCUCCCUCAGCGACUCCGCUUGCGCGCGUGCGCCGUCGGCGGGUUCCCCUUGCUCGCGCCGGUAAUGAGGGAAAAACGACGGUUGGGAGUUGCUGGGCCGGACGUUGCCUUGGAGCCGAGCGAGGAGCGCCGGCGUGGCGGGUAAAGAGGCUUGUUGUGAGGAGGUUUUUUUGAGUGGGUGGCAGAGCGGGCUCCGGUGGUGGCGGCGGAGCGAAGUUCUGUGUGGCGACAGAAGGGGAAGCGGGCUGGCGGCCUGAGGCGGGUCGGGGAAAGGGUUGGCGGGGAAGACGUGGCACUCCCGACGACGCUUCUUCUCCCGCGGCUCUCCGGAGGAGGCUUUUAAAUAGGCGCAGGCUGUGUGUGACUGUUCUGCCUGUCUCUGGGCUGUUCCCCCCUGAAGGAGACCGCGCAGAGGACUACAGAAGUGCCUCCUCCGCUCGGCGUGAGCAUCUUCCCAAACAGCGAGGAAGAUCUGCUGCCUAUCAGGUGCAGGCGGUGGUCACGCGGUUGUCUGUAUCUGCUCGGAGACCCAGUACACGUGUGCGUGUGUGAAUUCACAGACGCAUAUAUGGGGAGAGGGAAAUGUCCAUGCAAUUGCUUGUGGGUGCAUCUCUCUCCAUGGGCGUAGCCAGGAUUUAUGUUGUGGGGGUGGGUGGCAGGACACCCACCUGUCAUCAUCCUCUGGCUGGCUGGCUCUGUCUAGCAGAUUUGGAAUGAAAUGUCCCAACAACCGUUGCUUUAAAUUGCUUUCUUUUGACCCCAAGUGCUCAGAAAAAAAUCUGUCAAAAUCUCCCUACAAUUUCUACUUAGAGUAUUUUUAUUUUUUACUUUAUGGGGGGAGGGGCAGCUGCAUAGUGUACUGGUGGAGUAAGAAGCCUCUGAAGUAAAGCGGAAGCUGGUAGUUUCCAGUCUUUUUUUAGGAUGAAACACAGCCUUGUAAAUAAGGCCACAAAAAUUACUAACCUGCAGAUGUUCUUAUUAACCUACUAAGAGGCUAGUGAGCUGCUUUUCCAGGCUGGCUGUGGAGGAAGGGCAGCCCCUCCUAUUAGCAGACUAAUAAUAUGCAGAAUGGUGAAGAAAGGAUGGAGUGAUUCAUCUCCACUAUGCUUACUUGCUACAUUUCUUUGCUGAUUGUGAAGGAAACAUUCUUACUUCCUCUUUUGUUAGUAUGGAAACCAAUCCCCCUUCCCCACCCAUUCACAUGCCUUUAUAGAGGUUCUGCUCACCUAUGGCCUUUAGGCCAGUGAGCAAAAAUACAAGUGGUAUUCCACCCCCCCCCCCAACUAUCUAAGUGGACAGUUACAUCUGCGGAUUUUACUUUGUCAUUAUAUUUGAAUCAGGCUUUCUGGCAUGACACUGACUCCAAAUAUCAUUCCUUAACAUUUGCUUUGUCUGCGCCUUGUAGUCUUGUGCUUCAAAUAACUGAUGGAGCAAUCCUAACCCCUUGCUCCAUCCACAGCAGCUCAACCACUGCAUCCCAAGCUUUACUGCUUAUAGUGACUAGAAUCAAAAGUGGUGGGUGGCUUGGGGGGGCUAUAAAAGCUCCAGGCAGGCUCAGCAGAGUGCCCAAGAAUUGAAACCUGCAGGGCUUUGGAACCAGAAGAUUCCAAGCUGCCAGACCCUGCCUCAAAAUGCCUCAUUUCAGAGCUCUCUAAUGGCUUAUAGUGGUAGAAUCACUGUUGGUAGCUUUCUAUUUCUCAGGGUAUAGCAGCAGAGGCUGGCAGGAGCUGGUGGAGGGUCCCUUCUACCUUAUCCUCCUCUUCCUCCAGCAGCAGAGAUUGAAAGGGUUAGGAGUACAUUCUGAGUGUCUUCUGAUAAGAGGCCCUCUUUAUCGUAUUUUCUGUUCACGGCAGUAAUUGCAUACAUCCAAUCUGAGUAGCCAUAGAAAGUCCAGGUAAAACUUUUCCUUCCAUGCACUAAGAUGCAAACAGGAGUAGGAGCUAGGAAAUUCAGGACAGAGUGGUUUCUUCAACAAAGAGCCCAGCCUCAGCCAAAGAAGGGGACUUGUGAAUAAAUGAUAUGGGGUAAGAAAGCAGGGCCUUGGAAAUCCUUGCUUUUUGUAUUCAGGCACAUGCAGUGCCUUCCAUGGUGCUUACACUUUGCCUGUAACUUUUUCUGGCUCUCUGGUUCUCUUUUUGGUUCAGUGGAAUUGCUAAUGUGUUAGAUAAGAAUCUUAGUGCCAACUCAUACAAUACAGUAUGGGUCGGUCCCCCCCAUGUAAACAUUUAGAAAUUUUCCAGCACGCACACUUGCAUGAAGAAACUCAUCACGUGGGGUAGCAUGUUAUGGAUGGUGUUUUCCUCGUUGUUGUAAAAGGUCUGUGUAGACUGUGAGGCUUUCCUGCCUAUUUAAGCCUUGCUCCAGUAGCAUACUAUAAUUCUGUUUGGGUGGAGAUUUUAUUAGGGCCAAUAAAAAUGCCACAAAAAGUAAGCUUUCAAGUUCUGUUGCAGCUGCAUCUGGAAUAGCAUGUACAGUUUGGGUUGCCUCACCACUUAAACAAUAUUGUGGAUCUAGGAGUCUUGGUUGACCACAAACUGGACAUGAGCCAACAGUGUGACGCGGCAGCUAAAAAAGCCAAUGCAAUUCUGGGCUGCAUCAAUAGGAGUAUAGCAUCUAGAUCAAGGGAAGUAAUAGUGCCACUGUAUUCUGCUCUGGUCAGACCUCACCUGGAGUACUGUGUCCAGUUCUGGGCACCACAGUUCAAGAAGGACACUGACAAACUGGAACGUGUCCAGAGGAGGGCAACCAAAAUGGUCAAAGGCCUGGAAACGAUGCCUUAUGAGGAACGGCUAAGGGAGCUGGGCAUGUUUAGCCUGGAGAAGAGGAGGUUAAGGGGUGAUAUGAUAGCCAUGUUCAAAUAUAUAAAAGGAUGUCACAUAGAGGAGGGAGAAAGGUUGUUUUCUGCUGCUCCAGAGAAGCGGACACGGAGCAAUGGAUCCAAACUACAAGAAAGAAGAUUCCACCUAAACAUUAGGAAGAACUUCCUGACAGUAAGAGCUGUUCGACAGUGGAAUUUGCUGCCAAGGAGUGUGGUGGAGUCUCCUUCUUUGGAGGUCUUUAAGCAGAGGCUUGACAACCAUAUGUCAGGAGUGCUCUGAUGGUGUUUCCUGCUUGGCAGGGGGUUGGACUCGAUGGCCCUUGUGGUCUCUUCCAACUCUAUGAUUCUAUGAUUCUAUGAAAAGGUUCAGAAAAGGGCAACCAAAAUGGUGAAGGGGAUGGCGCACCUCUCGUAUGAAGAAAGGUUGAAGCAUUCAGGGCUUUUUAGUUUAGAGCAAAGGUAAGAGGCAACAUGAUAGGAGUUCUCCAUGUCAUACAUAAUUUUAUAUACUUCUAACACUAGAAUUUGUGGACAUCUACUGAAGCUGAAUAUUGGAGGAUUCAGGACAGAGAAAAGAAAGUUACUCUCUACACAGCACAUAGUUGAAGUAUAGAAUUCACUCCCACAGAAGGCACUGAUGGCCCCCAACUUGGGUGGCUUUAAAAAAGGUUAAACAAAUUCAUGGAGGAUAAGGCUGCCAGAAAGUUUUGAACCCCUAUAACACAGCUUUCACCAACCUGGUGCUGUCCAAAUAUUUAGGCCAUAACUCCCAGUACAAAAUUUAUGGAAGGCACCAGACUUAGCAGGCUUCCUUUCAACUAAGUCCCACUUGGUUCAGGUGCACUUUCAAAUAACUAUGCAUAUGAUUGUAACUGUAGCCGUCAAGUAAAACAUCUAACAAUUAUAUUUAAUUGUUAGCAACCAAUUGUCAUGAAUGCUUGUUCAGGAGAUGUGUAAAUUGUAAAGUAAGUGACUUAAUUUAAAUAAAAGAUCUUAAAUCUAUUUUCCCCUUAGUGAUUAUAAUCCUUUCAUUCUAAAUGGAAUUCCUUAAAGUGUGUUACUAUAUCAUCUGGCUAGAUUAUAUACUUUUAGAGUGACAGGAGAACCUUAGUUUUGAUCCUUGUUUUUGAUGUGGCUGGUAUUUCACUAGAUUCUCUAAAAGGAUUAUGGACUUUAGUGAGAAUUAUGCAAUUUGCAAUGCAAGUGAAGAAUUCUGAUUUCAAAUUCAAACUAGCUGAUUUGGGGGAAUCUGUUUACUUUUCUUUCCAGAGAAGGUAGGCAGCAAUACUACUAGACUUGCAUUAAUGCACAGUGAUGAACUGCAGUUACCGCUUGCUUUGUUGACUCCUGUAAACAGCUGAUAAAAUUUCUUUCAGGUUAACAGUGGUUGGAUCAAAAGGAACUGACAUCUCUCAUCGGCUUCAACAUGGCUGGAGGCAUUACUGAUACAGGAGAGCUGUACUCACCUUACGUGAGUAUUUAGCAUUACUACAGUCUCUUGCUGGAGACAAGCAGCACAGUUAUGCUCUGUAUUUCCUGCUCCUGUUUCUUCAUGGUCCCCCCCCCCCCUUCUUGUUUUGAUUUUAAAUUGUGAUAGGCAUUUUAUACUUGUGUUACAAUACAUUUGGAAAAAACUCAGGAAACUUUUCUAAUACAAGGACUUGUUUGCUCUUUUCACCCACACAUGCUCUAAAAGCUUAUCAGACUUGCGUUUUUAAACAUGCAUUGAUGCUUAGCAAACCUUGCCAAAUACCCUCUAUUGAGUCUCUAGUGAAUAUUCAAAGUGUGUAAUUGCACUAAAGCUGCAUCAGCGAAUAAGGUUGCUUCAACAUAUGUUAGAUUAUGAUAGAUAUAAUACUAACAAGAGGGAAAAGAAUCCCAAAUAUCAUAGGCAAGAGGAACUAAGUAAUUUGGGUAGUGGAUAGACUAGCCAGAAAUUAGAUGUGGCGAAUUUUAUCCCAUGCUGUCCUUCCAGUCAUGGAAGUCUCUUUGAUCCAGCAGAGGAUUCCAUGAACAGUUGGAGGUGAUUUUCAUUAGUUCCACUUUUGUGCUGCUAUCACCUUCAUACCCUCCCCAUCUAUUUUUUUAAAAAAUAUUUUUUAUUAAAGAAUUUCUUGGUUUAUAAAAGUACGCACAUUGUUUCUUUUUUCAAGUUCUAAAGUCCUUUCUACAGAUUAGUUACAUUUGACAUGAGACAUUAGUGUUGUAUACAGUAUAAGGUUGGGGGAAGAAGAGGGGGAGGACCCCCCUCCCCAUCUUUUCUAGGGAAUUGGAGGAUCCUCUGACACAGUAUGGUGAAGAAAGGGGAAAUUUGCAAAAAUCACCUCCCUUUUUUGUCUGCAGAUGCCUGUAUGGGAACAAAGAACCUUCCAUGUAAAGAAGGACAGCAUUGGUUGCAACUUGCCACCUUCAAAGCAGUUUUCAGACUUGUGCCAUUUAGUGAUGUAGUUGUGCAAAGUUACACCAGGCUGUUCUUCUGUGAAGCUGAACAGGUGUUGUCCUGUAAUUUCACUGAAUGGAAGGCUAUCUGGAAGCCAUAUGUAAAAGGCUCUUCAGGGAAGAGCAGUGUGCAAGCAUACUAAAUACAUGAUUAUACUUUUCUGGUUGUGAAGUCUUUAGGGCAGUGACACAUUCUCUUACAGUCUAGACCGCUUCAUGUAACAAUAAAAAGACAUGUGCACAAAGAAUGUGCAAAAGAUUCCUGGGUGCAUGUUUACAUCAGUCAGUGCAGAGGCAUUCUGCAACACAGGGGACAAAGGUUUUUAAAAUUUGUGUAGCUGAUGGGCUGUGCUUGCCCCAAUAGGCUCUGUUCUGUUUCCAUAGUUGGAAUUCUUGUUGCUGCCAUCUUGCAGCAACAAGUGGUUAAAACAUCAGGAAAGUAUUUUCUUAAUAUAAAAAUUGAGAUGAUCAAAGAGGCUUUGAAAGCAGUGCACAUACAUACACAAGAGUUGAGAGUUGCUGAAGCUGCAUCCUAUGAUGCCCUUUUAUGGCAUACCAGUGGACUCUGUCCUCCUUCCUAAUAUAUAACCCAUCACAGCUCUCUGUCAAAGCUAUCCUCAUGAGUGGUGGUUUUCUGAUUGCAAGUGAUUUUUGAGAAUACAUUAAUCGGAUAGUGAUGCUUGCUGGUACAUUUAGUCCAUGGAAGAUUGAUCUGAAUCUUCAAGGGGAAAAAUAGACUCCCAAGAUGUUAAAUUACCAAGUACCUUACAGAUUGAAAAUUAUAGCACUGCAGAAAUCUUCAGGCUGUUGAGCAUAAAAAUGGUACUUGUCUCAUUUUCGGAGGGCCCAAAAUAUGAUUCUACCAGUAUCUGAAAUAAAUCUUCCCUCCCUAUACUGUUCUUUUUAAUCAGAGUCAAAGAAAACCUCCAAGGUUUCUGUCCUCAAAGGCUUCGUGUACAGAACCAAUUACGGCCUAGAGCCAGGAGGUGGUGUAUGCAGGGAAUGACAGUUCUGCCCAACGAGUUAAAAAAAUCGCUUUGCAAACUGACAUCUACUGUUUCAUCCUCUGGGAAAGCAGUCAAAAGAUGCAUUUGCUGUUCAGAUGCCAGUAAGUACAGGAGGACCUUGUUCUCUCAAAGAGAAGUGAAUGGCUAUGCAUAAAAGGUCUCUGAAGGAUGCAUUUGUAGUUCAGAACUUCUGCCAUGAGCAUUUGGUUUAUAAACUGUAUACAUUCCCUGUUCUUAAGGUAAUUUUAUUUAUGGUUACUUUUGGUUUAAAAAUUGUGUGUUUGACAGUGGACAUGAAUUCCAGGUAGAUGGUUGUCUUCUGAUAAUGGGCAUUCCAGUAAUUUUAAUAAGGGGAAGGUAGCCAUCAGUGGUGCUCUUUCUCUCAUCCUCCCUGCACUACUUUCUUGCACUUCAAGUCUAAUGGAUACUGUAUCUUAGAUGACACAUGAUUUUAAUAAGUUUAAAUUAUUUUCCUGCUAGUGCCCAGGGCUCAUAGGAAGCAGCUGUAUACUGAGUGUGGCCAUUAGUUCAUCUGCUUCGGUGUUGUCUGAAUUGGCUAGUAGUUGCUCUCCAGGGUUUCAAGAAGAAAUUUUUCCCAGCUCUACUUGGAGAUGCUAGGUUUUGAAUCUGGAGUCUUUUACAUUCAGAUAUUGUCAUCUGUCACUGAGCUGCCACCUUAAUUACCCAUUGUGGUUCUGACUUACCAAAUCUAUUCAUACAUGAGUUCUUCAUGCUACAUUUUAAUACAGAACUGUUUUAGUUAUGAGGGCACUGCCCCACAAAUAGUAAUGACUCUUGUUUUUGCUGCCGAUAGAGCCAGUGUUGAACCUACAGGAUAAAGCAGAUUAAAAAUAGAAAUUGUGGAAUCUGAGCCCCUUGAGGUAGUUCCAUUUUAGCACUUUGUACUGUGGGAAGGCAAGUAGGUUUUUACUAAACAAAAGAGCAAAUUUAUUUUGCUGUUACUAUUAAUGUAAUGUUCUUCGAUAAACAAGAAUAAUGCCUGGUCUUAGCCUGCCAUUUAAAAGUAAGAACUGAGGCAGGAACUAAUUCAGAAUAGCUUUUCUUAAGGGUUGAUUUUACUGUCAACAAGCUUGUCAUGCAGAUAUUCCCAUUCGUUAACAAGAUUCCUCUGGUGUCCCAAUAAGGGAAAAUUUCCAUCUGCUUCACUGCUAAAUAUACUUGGGAGGAAAAUUACUUGUCAGACUCCUGUUUGGCUAAUAGUUGGCAAGCUGUGGAAUGCUCCUUUAAUACCUCACAUCCUAUAUUGGCUCCUCAUGGGUGAAGUUGAGUAACUGUACCACCCUUCCCCCUAUUAAAAAACCUCAGCCUCUUUGCAACACCUUUAGUUUCAGAGAAUCUUUCCUUUGGAGUUAGAAACAUGGCAAGUGAGAGAACUUCAUGACUUGAGUAAAGGGCUUCGUGUCAUAGGGUAGGGACAGUCACUGAUACAACUCACAUGAUGUUUUGAGGCUAUGUCCUUUCACCAGCAUGUCUGGUCUUUCUGCUUAACUCUUGCUAUGUGGAGAAGGAGAUUUUAUCUGUAAUCUCCCUCAUCCUGAAGGCUUAGGUUGGGAAAACAAGAAAUAAACUAUUGGGCUAUUGGAAAGUUGUGGUUUGCAUAGGUGUUUUUUCUUUUUUUAAAAAAAACCACAACUGUUAAUAUUUCUAAGGCCAAACAUUAAACACUACCUAACUGUGUAAGUAUGAGCUAAAAAGCAUUUCUCCACUGAGACGAUAAUAUUUUCUAUAAAACUGCACCAUUAUAGUAGCCAUGUUGGUUUGGAUUGCCUAUGGAGGCUGCUGCUUUCUGGCCAUUUUGGGAUUGCUAGCCAAAGAGUCUUUUUUAACAACUAAAAGUCACAUGAUUUUAACAUUUAUGAUUUCUUUAAUUGCAGGUUGGCCUGGUUUACAUGUUCAAUCUCAUAGUUGGGACUGGAGCUCUGACUAUGCCAAAGGCCUUUGCCACUGCUGGUUGGCUUGUCAGCCUCAUCCUAAUAAUGUUCUUGGGGUUCAUGAGGUAAGAGUUUUCUGCAUGUCAGUUUCCAUUAACAAUCUACUGGGAACUUGUAAAUCCCAAAGGUGUCACUUGUAUCUAAGUAAUACAGUCCAUUUGUCACCCAGCCAUUGUGAUUUCAAUAAGAAAGUUGUGCCUUGGCCUUGAGGGAAUGUUUUACAUAAGGCAGAUCAGACAGUAUUCUUACCUAGUUCAUUCCCCCACAUGUGCUGAAGAGUAAGAAUGCACUUUCCUCCCUGCCCAUUUGGCACAUCAGCCCUUGCCUCCAUUGCCACCUUACAUCCAUACAUAGAUGUUCUAAUAUGGGGUGCAUUUGCUCGAGUUCUGUAGUCAGACAUUGGACAUUUAUUGCACAUUCUGAGCCCACACAUGUGGCACAUUAAAUGUGAACACCCUGUUUGAACGUUAUGUACAAUAGCAUCAGAGGCAAGACAGGUGAUGCUUGGAUGGACAGGGAGCAGAACUCGCUCUAGCUUCCUGCCAUGUGUAGAUUAGGAAUCUGGGUACAGUCUGAAUUUUAUCCAGUGAGGCCUAGCAUCUGUCUCACAGAUACCAGAAAUUACUGGAUACCUGCCCAUUUAAGAUGGUAGGAAAGAGAGUUCUCUCUUCUAUCCCAUUUCUGAGUUUUCUGUCUGUGGCCAAGUCAAAAGGACUUUGCUCUUUUACAUUUCCUCACACUUGAUGUUGUUAUCUCUCAUGGAUUAGGAUUGUCUUUUGCUCCUUAGAGGAAUUAUGUUUGUUAAUAGUAGUGAAAAGCUGAUGAAACUUUAACAUUGCAAAAGUCAAACCUCAUCAAAACAACUUUGGUUGUAGAAUAGGAGGUUAACAGGGACUACUGCCAGGCUUGCUCCUUGGCAUCUUCCUCCCAGGCUUCAUAGGAACAUGAUUUAUUCAGUAGCUGGAUGAUCUGAAAUGGGUUGCUAGGUAUCUUGAGCACAAUUGGAAAAAAGAUUUGUGAAUCUGACCAAGCACAAUAUAGAGGCCAGUUGCAGACUUUUGAGGUGGUUGUGAGGGUAUUUCUGCCUCCUUACCACUAUUGGGUGAGCUGAAUUGUGUCUAGCUAAGCUUUUCUUGUUUUUUUGUUUGUUUGUUUGUUUGGUUUAGGUUAUUAAAUUCAGGCUCCUGGGCAGGAGCAGCUACCUUGGUGUGCGGAAAACUUGUUUGCUAUGUCCUUUCCCUUUAGCUUCUGAGAACCAAUAUAUAGAGCUGAUUAUUAGCUGAUAGUGUGUAGCAUAUGCUCCACAAUACUAAGGUGUCAUUUUUCUGAUUAAAGGUAAAACCUUGCUUUAAAUUUAAAAAUAAAAUAAAAAGUGUGUGUGUGUAUCAUCUUAAUUGAUAAUCUACUAUCCUGAAUGUCAGGGAUCCACAAAAGUCAGCUGAUCUGUAGGGACCACAAGUCUCUCUUGGGUGACCUCCUUCUGUAUGUCCAAGAUUUGAGAGACCAUUUCCCCCCGCCCCUUGUGUUUCCACUGGAAAAGGGGUGCACUUACUGCAAUUGGGACGUGGGUGGCACUGUGGUCUAAACCACAGAGCCUAGGGCUUGCCGAUUGGAAGGUCGGCAGUUCAAAUCCCUGCGACGGGGUGAGCUCCUGUUGUUCGGUCCCAGCUCCUGCCCACCUAGCAGUUCAAAAUCACAUCAAGUGCAAGUAGAUAAAUAGAUACCACUCUGGCGGGAAGGUAAAUGAUGUUUCCAUGCGCUGCUCUGGUUCUCCAGAAGCAGUUUAGUCAUGCUGGCCAUAUGACCCGGAAGCUGUCUGCAGACAAAUGCUGACUCCCUCGGCCUAUAGAGCGAGAUGAGCACUCAAGCCCAGAGUCAUCCGCUACUGGACCUAACGGUCAGGGGUACCUUUACCUUUACUGCAAUUGGGAGAAACAGACUGUAUCCUUCCUUUGAAAUCUGACACCCAGGAAAUUGCAUAAGGAGGGGUCAAUCUUGCAUAUUUGUUGCAGCAUGCUUUGGGGAUGGACAGAAGAAGCAAGAUGCUCUCUAAAACUUGAUGAGAAGUAAAAAAACCUGACCCAGUCUCCUCUGUUGCAGAGGGAUUGCUGGUGACACAACUAAUGGUUAUCUACCAAGGCCAGCCUAAAUUUUGUGGGCUUCCGAUGAAUGUGCCUGCUGCUUUAAUUUGUUGCAGUUAUUUUAUGUAUUUUACUGUUCCAUUGUAAAAGUAUUGCCUUUCAACAUUGGACAGGGAUGCUCUCUUCCAGUGCCCUUUUACCCUGGGUUGAGACUGGAUUGCUUUCAUGUUGAGACAUAAUCUUAUAAAUUGCUUAACAUCUGUGGAAGGAAAGGCAUUAUAAAAGUGUAAGUUCUGUUGGAUGGGAAGCAUAAAUCCUUGCAGUACCAGUGACUGAAUUGCUUCUGAGGCUUUGUAAAAGAGAUUAUUUCAGAACCUUGAAGCCUGCCUGUAGCAUUCUCUGUCUCAUGCUUUGAUUUCUUUUCCAAUUCAUUUCUUGAUGCUGUUGGGAUAUGGGUUGGUUUGCAAUUACUGUAUAUAUUUUGUAUCAGCCUUGAAAUGCUGCCCACUGGUGCCAAGUCGUUUGAGAUUUUUUUACCCUGAUCCUUCCAUUCCUCUGUUUUGCACUUCUGGCUCCCUAAUAUCCUCUGGAGAAUGCUCAGUGUAGUAAAAGAACAUAGGGGAAAUUAUCCAGGCCUCUGGAUGUUGCUGCUGUGCUCUAAUCCUAGCAAACCUAAUUUCUCAUUCAAACUUGAUAAAUGAGUUCAGUUGGUGAAGCAGUAAGAAACCAUUUUUGUGGUUUAAAUAAGAUUGAUUGUAGUUUUUAGUAAAAAUGAGAGAGAAACCUUAACAUGGUCAUCUAACUGGGGUAAUGGCAAUUCAUUUAUAAGAUCAACAAAGCAAAUGGUAAUGGGGAAUGGGGACAACUGAUUGAUCACUUGCUCUCAGCUAUCUUCCUGGCAGCUCUUGGAAAAUGUUUCCAGUCCUUCACUUUUUAAAUCUUUUAAGUGGUUCCUCUAACUCUGUCUAGCAUUAGGUCUUUGAGUGCAUUUGGGUACCCAAGUGAUCAGUCUUUUAGACUGAUAUAGUUCUGUCAGUAUCUUAUUUGUUUAUUUAAAUAAUUUUGCCCCACUUUGCACUAUGUAUCUCAAAACAGCUUGUAGAAAAAAUAAACAUAUAUUAUGCAAUGAAGCUGAAUGUCGGACUAUUCAGGACAGGCAAAACAAUGUAUUUCUCCAAACAGUGCAUAGUUAAAUAUGGAAUUCUCGGUGGAAGAAGAUUGGAAGAAAUUCAAAGACUGUCUACAGAAAUAUUGUAAAAUUAAUGAAUGUUAGAAUUAUGUUGGAUAAAAAUUAAGUGGUUUCCAGCUGUAAUGCUUUAAGGGAAUAUGAAAAAUGGGUUGUUAAUAGGUAAAAAUCUAACAUUACUAUUUUAAGACCAAAGAUUAGGAUAAACAAAGAGGGUAAGGAUUUGCUGAACCAACAAAUUGAACUGGAAUACAAAAAGGGAGGUAUGAGGAGGUCCGGGAAACAAGCUAAGGAAAAAUAAGUAAUGGAAAAAUUGAGUGGUUUUUAAUCAUUUUUAUUUUGUAUUUUGUAUUUUGUAUUUUUUUCUUUUUUUCCUUUUUUAUUUUUAUAUUGUAACCUUUGGAAAAUCUCAAUAAAUAUCUUAUAAAAAAAAAUAGUUAAAUAUGGAAUUCAUUCUAACAAGGGGCAGUUACGGCCACCAACUUGGAUGCCUUUAAAAGAUAAUUAGACAAAUUCAAGGCUAUCAGUUGCUACUAGCCAUGAUGGCUAUAAUUUGCCUCCAAGGUCAGUGGAGUUGCUGGAAACCAUAGAAGAGGAAAAUGUUUUUGUGUGCGAGUGCUGCUUGCAGACUUCCUUAAGGCAUCUGGUUGGCACUGGGAGAGCAGGAUGCUGGACUAGGUGGGCCAUUGGUCUGAUGCAGCAGGGCUUUUCUUACGUUCUUAUCUUGUUCAGAUUAUUUAUUGGCCCUCAUCCAGCCCACUACUGUGUCCAGGCAUUGGUCCAGGUCUGCCUUUCCUGAUUGAGAUGCAAUAGAAAAAUAUAACUGGUUAUCAGCAUGGUAAUGACACCUUGCCUCAAAUUGUCUAAUGACUGAUCCCAAUGGCUUCAUAUAGAUGGCAAAUAACGUUGGAGAUAAAAUAGUGUUCUGUGGAACCUCAUAACAUAACAGUGGAACAUUCUUCUGAUGCUGGUCUCUGCUUAUGACCCAAAUAGAAACGGAACCACUGUGGCAUAGUGCUUCUGAUACCCAUUCCACAUCACUGGCCCAGCAGGAUACCACGGUCACUGGUUUUGAAAGUCACCUAGAGAUCAAGUAGAAGAAGCAGGGCCACACACUCAUCAUGGCGACCAAAGCUUUUUAGUCCCAUGCACCUUAGCUGCACCUUCCAUCCAAGGCACUAAAUCUCUUACAGCUACCAUGUUGCACCUUAUUAUAGAUAGCGGAAUUGUCCCCCAUGACUGCCCAUGAUCAUCCUGGUGUAAUUGAUGUAUAGUGACAUGUCCUAUGAAAUGUGCUUAUCCUAUAAUUUAUUACUCCAGUUAGAUUCAGUUCUGUAAUUUUUGACAUUUGGGGAUAUAAUCCACCAAGAUUUGUUCAGCAGGAAUUCCAUUAAAAUGAAUGGGAGUAACAUAAGAACAGAGACAUGAAUUUAUGCAGCUUUUUUCAUUUCAGUUAAGGUUGUUCAGAAUAUGCUCCUGGCAGAUGCAACACUUGUGCACUAGUCUUUCUGCUUUCUUCAAUGCUGCCAUGCGUGAGAGUCUUUGCUCAUGUUAAUUUUCUUUUGCCGUACUGCUAAGAAAAUGUCCAGACAUUAUGGGGAGCAAGCAAAUUUUCUUUUUCAAGUGUCUACACCAUUCAUGAACAGAGAACAGGGUAGAGAGCAUUUCUUUAACAUUAGAUGAGUCCUCCAGUAAGGGGAGCUGAACCUCCCUCCUAAUUUGUCUUACAUUUCUGCACUCCAUCACUUUACACACUUUUUGUCCAACUCAGCCCAGCCACAGUACCAUAAGUGAGCUGGAUUCUAGUGGAAAAGUCCCUGAAAUGAUGGAGGACAGGAAAAUAGAAGUGUCUGCAGCAGUGCAGCAUGGGGAGAAUAAGACCAGCUCUCCAAACCCAUCUGACUCUUUUGAUACAAAAAUUAGAAUCUCUUCCAUGCUUUAUACAUAAACAGGACAGAUGCAAGAACAACAAUUGUGUGACUGCCCAUACUGUGUACAGUCAUGCCCUUAAUCCCCAAUUUUGUUUACACUUUGCACCUUAGAAUAUAUAGGUUAAAGACUGUGGAGGUGGGGAUGGAAUAUUGCAACCCAUUGUUAUUAACCAACUGGUACUUUUACCAUUUUUCCGCCAGCUACAUGACCACAACUUUUGUAAUGGAGGCCAUGGCUGCUGCAAAUGCCCAGCUUCGUUGGAAGAGAAUGGAAAAGCACAAGGUUUGUAUGGCAUUUCAUUUGGUUGCUAAUUAUUUUUCUUCAUUGCUAUAAAAUCUCAGUGGAGCAGAUCUGUUUUCAUUUCAUUUGUUACGUGUUUACCUUAAAAUCUGGCUGUAGAUUCUGCACCAUGUUGCAAAACUUGACUCAUCACAAACUUAGCCAUUUUGUCCCUGGCACUGGGAUGGAUGCUCAGCCUUUUGGUGGACCAGCUGAAGCUAUAAGCAUGCCAGAAGGCUUUCGGCUGGAGAGGUUUAGUCUUUUUUCCAGCAAGUAAAGACUCCUCUUUUUUACCUCUUGACAUUCUGUUUCCUUUCAGAAUUCUGAAAUUAUUCUAUAUUUUGAACACUUAUGCUUAUUUCUUAUUCUUCUAGGAUGAUGAUGAGGAUUCUUCAUCUGGCGUUUCUGAUAGUGAUGUUCUUCUUCCUGAAGGCUACGAGCGAUCAGAGACACGACCUAUCCUAUCUCUUCGUAAGUAUCUAGCAAGAAACUUUUCUCACUCCUAUGAGUUGCUCUUCAGUGCAGAGAACAAAUGAGAAAGUUAGACACAGCCUACUUUCCCUGUGUCUUGUAUACACAUGCACAUGUAGUAGCUUUCUGAGAAACACAAUACUAGCAUUUUUACAAUUCAAGAAAACUAGUUUAUCAAGGUAUCAAGCCACUGGCAACCCUGUUUUCUCCCUAGCCUUGCUUCCACAGGGUUUCAGUGACACAAAAUGUACAACUGAAAACCACCUGAAUCUUUUUUAUAUGAAAUCAUUUGUGAGUUUCCUUUCAGACCAAAAUGUUAACUCUGAGCCAGCAUCUUAACUUACAACAACCUAUAGCCUUGCAAGUAAAAUCCCAAAUGUAAUAGUUUGCAGAGUUUUAUUCGUCCUUCUGCCUUGCAUGUACCUAAUUUGUAGGGGGGAGGGAAAUCUCAACUGUUAUAAAGUUUCCUUUUCUGGUCUCCUGCAGGCAAUUAUUGUUAUAAGCAACACAGGAAAGUGUUAAUUUACAUGUCUGAGCAAGAUGGAGAGAGAACAGGUUGUGGCUUGAGCGGGACCCAUCUUUGAGAUGUAGGCUAAGAGUUUCCUUCCCUCUAACCCUGCAGAGAGACGAGGAGCACCUAACGUUUUUGAAAUCACUGAAAGGGUGGAGAUGGGUCAGAUGGCAUCCAUGUUCUUCAAUAAAGGUAACUACCUCCAAGCCACGAAGGCUCUAUUUCAUAUUAUGUAUAUUUGGUUGUUUUUUAUUUAACCUAGCUUUUGUCAGAAUCUCUUAGUAGUUGGUGUUUUCCUUGAGGAAUGACAGUUUCAAGUGAAAACUACAUGUGCGAACCAUAAUAGGAAUCACCCACUUUUCCAGAGUGUUUCUGAAUGGUUCCUAAAGCCUAAAUGUCAAGUUUGACACCCCACCCCAUGUGAAUAUAUAACUUCUUUUAAAUAGGGAUAUUUAAGGCUUUUUGUGGUCUCAAAUCUGCUUGAGAUACUGAAUACCUACUUCUCCUGGCUACUAAUUAUGUCUGGAGGUGGAGAAACAGGUACCAUCUUGUCUGUGUGUUCAUGUAUUUUGGCUUCGAGAGACAUAGUCUCACUUAAAAUAAAGUUUUAAGUGCUUGUAGUUUUAAAGAAAAGAUUGACAUGUGACACUAAUCUAUCUUUCUGUCUCAGAGUGUAAAUAAUUAUCUCUGAUAAGGCUUGAAUUUUUUUAAAGGAAUGAAUAUAACACAUCUGGACUGGCAGUAGAAAGUUAGUCAGCUGAAGAACUUUGCUGUACAUAAAUGCCGUAUUAAAUAGUCUCAAAAUGUUUACUAAUAUGUAUUGUGCUCCAGGUAACAAUUUUUGCAGUGCUGUUAAAGGUGCUGAACAUUUUCCAUAUCCCUAAUGUGCUGUACUCCUCAUCCUGGAUAAAAGCAAAUAGUAAUUUAAAUUGCAUCCUGUUUGCACUUUUGCACUCUUUCAUUCUCAAAGAAACCACUGAAGUUCUUGAGCAAUGGUAGAGCUACUUGACAUAGGAGUUAGGGUUUGGGAACUGGAGCUAGCUACUAUAAAAAAUUUUUUACUGUUGGGUGUAUUUCAAUAUGACAGAAGGAACUUGGUUUUGGGUUUGGUGUUAAUGAGGCUUGUUGAGAGCAGUACAGAUAAAAUAAACCUGUGAGUGACAUCCUAGUGAGUGGGUAGGUUGUAAAGAUUCAGCCCAAUUACAGAUUCAUUUAAAUACUUAGCCCAGAUUGAACUGCUAGAGAUAUGAACCGCUUGCCUUGAAUGGUAUGCUAGCAUUCUGUUUUAAUUGCUGUGAUGGAUAACUUCACCCAGCAGAGGGUGCUCAGGUCACAUGUGUGAAUUCAGAACAGUAGUAGUUGAAUAUUAUUUAAUUAUUUAAUUAUUCAACUUGUAAUUCACACAAAACCUUCAUUCUUUAGUUUUCCCUUUGCCAUAAGUAGACCAUGCUGUCAAGUUCCUUCUUUUAGAUGAGAGAAUGUGAAUAUUGAAUAAUUACAGGAGGUUUGGUGAAAGAAGCCCCCCCCCCCAAGUCAUGGAUACCUGUAUUUCCACGAUAUUUGCUUCUGUUCUGUCUUAUGUAUUAAGUGACAUCUUAUAUGUUAUAUGUUAAAGUGACAUCUUGGUGCUCAGAGUUUUGAAAGCAUCAUGCAGGUUUCACAGAUCCACAAGUACCUUGACAGUAAUGGAAGUUAGCUUUCUGAGGAUCUCUGAGCUCUAUAAAACAACUAGUUUCUGUAUCAAGAAAAGUUGUCCAGAAAGUUUUAAAAUGUGUGGAUGGUGUCUGUGAAAGAUCUUGAAAUGGAUUUUGGAGGUGAUGUUAAACCUGUAGCCUCCAUUUGUGCCCUUUAGGUCUGAUAUUAUUCUCAUUUUCUUACCUCUGCUGCAUCUCUUUCCUUGUCAUAACUGUAAUGCAACAGUAAGUCAUCAAUUUAUGCAAAUUUGGAUAGUACAGGAAGAUGAACUUUUUGAUGGAUCACAGAUCCUUGACAUGUCAAGAAAAUUGGCUGUGCAUUUUGGCAGACUGUUUUUUUACACACAACUUUUAUGGAUGAGCUGAAAGCCAAUGUUUAAUUAAACAUGUAUUACAGCAGACAUAGGCAAAUUCGGCCCUCCAGAUAAUUUGGGACUACAGUUCCCAUCAUCCCUGACCACGGGUCCUGUUAGCUAGGGAUGAUGGGAGUUGUAGUCCCAAAAUAUCUGGAGGGCCGAAUUUGCCUGUGCCUGUAUUAGAGUGACCAGCUUAGUGUUUAAAUCCUAGAGAGUGAUUUUGAAAGACAGGGCAUUCAGAUUGGCCGGACUCUCUUGGGUUUCAAUCAGCACACUAUUGUGGCCCCUUUUAAAAGUUGCUCGAGUCACUUGAUCUCCUUCAGAUAGGUGGUAAUGAGGAUUUCCAUAGAGAGCCAUUUCCCCAAACUUCUCAGGUAAUUUUAAGAGGUUGCAGAUCCCACAGAUCAUUUGAUAGGCAAGAUAUUUUGAUACUAGGCUUGAAGAGCCUCUUCAUUUUAAAGCAGAGUUGGACAACCUGUGCCCUCUGGAUGGUGUUUUAGUACUACUCCCCAAAUCCCUAAUCACUGGCCAUGCUAGCUGGGACCAAUGGCAGUUGAGAGUUCAGCAAUGUAUGGAGGGCCACAGGUUCCCCAACCCUAUUUUAAAGGCACCAAGUAGGCCCCAUCAUUCUGCCCAGAUACUGAGGUCCGGUGCCGAGGGCCUUCUGGCAGUUCCUCGCUGUGAGAAGCCAAGUUACAGGGAACCAGGCAAAGGGCCUUCUCGGUAGUGGCGCCCGCCCUAUGGAACGCCCUCCCACCAGAUGUCAAAGAGAAAAACAACUACCAGACUUUUAGAAGACAUCUGAAGGCAGCCCUUUUUAGGGAAGCUUUUAAUGUUUAAUAGACUAUUGUAUUUUAAUAUUCUGUUGGAAGCUGCCCAGAGUGGCUGGGGAAACGCAGCCAGAUGGGCGGGGUAUAAAUAAAUUAUUAUUAUUAUUAUUAUUAUUAUUAUUAUUAUUACAUUAAUGGCUUCUGUUUACUACCAUGCAUCUCCUGUUCUUGCUUCAUCUAUUCAUCUUUGUUUCUGGGCAGCUUGUCUGGUUUGUGUAGAAGCCUUUCUCCUCCAGUUGGUUUGGAUGUCUUCGCCUCCCCUCUGAAGUGCCAGAUCUUUUCAACUGUCUUAAUUCUCUAAUCCCAUCCCUUCAGAACUCAACCAGGCUUACUGCAGUUAAGCAUAAUCAGAAUUUGCACAUGCAUUUUUCAGUGAACUAUAGCAAUUAUUUGCUCUUAAGGGAGAACUUCUUACUGCCCCAUUCUGUGUAUUAUGUUGUUUUAUUUGAACCCCCAAACAAGUCUGCACAGUGACUGUAUGCUAAUGUUACACCCCGACCGCAACCUGGCAGGUUUGCUAUUAGGGUCAUGAGAUUUAUGCAGUACAGUCAAUGAAUAAGGCUUUCAGAGUUUCAUGGCUAGGUGAAGAUGUGUUGCGGCUCUGUUAUACCUUCUUUUGAGAGUUAUUGGCCUGUUAAAAGCAAAAUCCUUGUUUUCACUGUAUUCUUUGCUCAUUUCCCUUGACUAUCUUAACAAUUUGACAUGUUCUGGAUCUGCAAUCUUAAGAGUUGAGCUGUGUAUAAAUCUUCCACCUCUGACUUGUCUGCUUUCUGUAGGGAAUAGAUUUGCAGUCUUAACUCUAAGGAGAAAAAAGGGCCUCUGGCUGUGAAGGGAAUCUAUUCUGAAGGAUAGUUGGGUGCUCUUUAUCAGGGAUCCAGAAGUCAUUUAUUGUAAUAAUGGAUUCAAGGCACAUACAUCAUGUACCAUCCUUGCAGGAAGUCAUUGAUCUUCCUGUUUUGUGUCCAGUAAUGAAAGUAUUGAUCAAUGAAGGUUGGUGGCAGUUUAUAAAACAGAAACAACACUAACGUCUAUCUGUAGGUGGAGAGGGUGGAGGCUAUUGGGUGGUGCUUUCACCCCAAAUCCUCAGCUGAGAUCUGUGCCUUGAAUAAACAACAUAGAAGUGGGUCUGAGAUGUUCUGCAGAGGACAACAGGAUUGGUUAAAAUGUUGUGGUUUCAAAUUGUUAGAAGCUUUAAAAUAUUUAAAAUACAGAUUAUCUGAAUAUUUUAAAUGCUCUGAGCCACUGUGGCUAAGGCACAGACCUUUAUUUUGCCAAACUAAUGAAAGCAGUACAUUCAACUUUUGUUUUCUGCAGAGUUCCUAGUGUAAAUUAGAUGUAAGAGGGCUGUAGUCAAGUGACCUAGCAGCUUGGGCACCGUACCUGUUGGUCUGAUGGCAACAGUGAAUAAUAGCAAUUCUUCCUUCCAUCCCCUUCACUGUGUCCUUUUACCAUGUUCAUUUACAAGGUACUGUUUAGGCAUUGAUUGAUAAUCAUUUGGGGAAACCAAUCUCCUGAGUUGUGGUGACCUUUUCAAGCAUUUGUUAAAGCAUGCUUCCUUUCAGCUUUUUCUCCAUAGAUGUCAACACUUUAAAAGAAAGAUCUCGCAUCUCUUAAGACAGAAUUUUCCUUUGCUUGCUAGUAUUCCAUGAAGCCCAAAUGUCAUAUAUCUUUUUACUGAUGCUGAAAAAAGAUACUAUAUCUUUUCUGUUUUAUUUUAUUUUAUUUACCUAUAUAUGUUGGUAAAUAAAAAGUUGUGUAAAGUGAGUAUAAUUUCCAUAUUUUAUUUUGUUUGAUAUUUACUUAAAUUUGAAAUUCUGGAUGUGACACUUAAAGCUGCUAUCCUUUACACAGUUAUUUGGGAGUAAGCUCCAUUAAACCUAUUGCAUCUUAUUUCUGAGAAAACAUGGUUAGGAUUGCUGUGUUGGACUUGGUGUCACUUUGUAUUAUGAAAAACUAGCUGUGGACCUAAUUUUGGAGUCACUACUGUGGAUAAAUGACGGCACGACUCACUGCACUGAUGUACAUACAUAUUGGAUAUGAUAGGAGGACACCUAAUUUUGUUAAGCUUUCUUCACCCUUUUUCUUCUGUCCCAUUUAUCCAAGUAAUGCUGAGAUACUCACUCCUAUUUAAAUGUAAGGAAUAGCUGUGAUCUCAUUUCUCAAUCUUUCCCAAUAUGAAAUGUGUACUCUUCCGGAGGCUCUGUGAUAAAUUAAAGGCACUAUUAAUGUCUUUCUGAAUAUAGGAAAAAUAUUUUUGGCUGCAGUCUUUUGCGAUCCUCUCCUUGUAGUCAGUUAUUGAUGUAGUGUUUUUGGACUCCAACUCCCAUCAGCCCGAGCUAUUAUUGCCAGUGUUGAUGGGACUUAUAGUCAGCCAGCAUCUGAAGGGCUACAGGUUCCUCACUUCUGGUGUAGUGAAUAAUUGUUUUCUUUACUUAACAAAUUAUUUUCCUCCCUUGGUCAGAAGGUUAUUGCAAACUGGUUUGCACUGUUUUCUUUUCACAUGUUUUUUGAGAUAUGAAUUUGUGUUAAGGCUUUGACAUUGUAACUUCCAGGACAUGUGAGUUCUCCCUGGUGUUCAAAGCAGAAUUCUCAUAUCUCCCCCACAGAUAUUUGCACCUGUAGUUCAUAUAUCUCACUGUAGGGGAAGAAAUAAAAAAUGGUGAUCAUAUGGAUCUUUCUGGAGACUUUGGUUCUCUUUUAAAUGGCUAAACAUGAGGUGGGCUGUCCUUUAGGUCAUCUGGGAUCUGUCACAGGGAAAUUCUUUGGAUGACACAAAGAAACUCAGAAUAGGAAUGGCAAGGCACUUCUGCUCUCCUCACAGAUGGCCACACCUAAACUCGAGAGCCAGUGUGGUGUGGUGGUUAAGAGUGGUAGUCUCGUAAUAUAGGGAACCGGGUUCGCGUCUCCGUUCCUCCACAUGCAGCUGCUGGGUGACCUUGGGCCAGUCACACUUCUUUGAAGUCUCUCAGCCCCACUCACCUCACAGAGUGUUUGUUGUGGGGGAGGAAGGGAAAGGAGAACGUUAGCCGCUUUGAGACUCCUGAAGGGGAGUGAAAGGCGGGAUAUCAAAUCCAAACUCUUCUUCUUCUUCUUCUUCUUCUUCACUUCUAGGCCUCGUACUGUCAUAAAGCACAGCUGUGAAUUGCUCUAAAGCUUCUAUUUUUUUAGUAGCAGUGGUGCCACAACAAUUUAGGUGUCAAUAUAUGGCUCUGUUCUGUUGCCAAGCUCAAAAUCCUGUGUUAGAUUGCAUCAUAAAACACUCCACCAUAACAGCUGAAGCAUUUUGUAUGGUGGAGCUGCUAGUGUAAUGUGCAGUUAGAAGUUGUGCACCAAAAUUCUAGACUAGAUUAGUAUUCCUGUCAAGCUCCUUUAUUUUUUGCUUUCUUACAAUAUUCCUGUCUUCUCUCCUUUUAUAUGAAACAAUGCAUGUUUUGUUUCCUUGUCUCAGCGGCCUUUGGAAAUGAAAUCUGUUCAGAUUGAGGCAUUCAGUUCUAUUUCUUUUAAGUCAAGCUGGUGCAUUUUGGCAUCUCUUUAUCCUUAUUGAUUUCUACUCAUCAAAGCAGAGUUUGUUUGCCUCCCGGUAAUUCGUUUUGUCUGUGAAACUAUAAAGUCUGUCUCACCUGCGUCCUCUAGAGCAAGGGUAUGGUGGCAGUGAAUAUUUUCCUUGAUAAAACGGAAUAUAGGAUAGGUAGCAUUUUAUGGCGGGGUGGAGAAUAUUUUUCAGUCUGGGGGUCGCAUUUUACUUGUAUACAUUAGGUUAAUUUACGCUCACUCACAUGCCUGCAUGCCCUCCAGCUAGGCCAGAAAAGGCACUGUUAAAUGCCACAUUCCAGCCACGCCAAAGCACUCAAGGAGGGAGCCAAAGCAGAGUCUGUGAGGGACAUGGCAGGGGAGGGGGUGUCACAUGAAAAUAGCCAGGUAUAGUGGCAGGCAUUCUUGGCCCCUGGGUAUGAGGUUCAGCACUUCUGUUUUAUGGGAUGCAAACUUUGUGGAAGUAGAAUUGCACCUGGUUUUUAAAUGGAGCUACUAUAGAACUGGUGAGGUUAAUGCAGGCAUUUGAUUACAUAUCUGCAGGGUAAGGAAGUCUGAAGCAGGAAAGGCCAAGUCAUCUUUUCAAAAUACCCUCCUUCUGACUAAUAUUGGUUACCAUUGUUUGCUGUGUGAUAAUGGCUGGUUUUAAGCACCUUGCUUGUGCUCUUACAUUACACAAUGCACUGUAUCUGAGCUUGCCCCUAGGCCUAGCUCAGAAGCUCUAGCUGGUACAGAAAUAUCUGCAUGGGCUGCUCAUCAUCAGGGCUUGCCGAUCAAAAGGUCGGCAGUACGAAUCCCCGCAACGGGGUGAGCUCCCGUUGCUCGGUCCCAGCUCCUGCCAACCGAGCAGUUCGAAAGCACGUCAAAGUGCAAGUAGAUAAAUAGGUACCACUCUGGCGGGAAGGUAAAUGGCGUUUCCAUGCACUGCUCUGAUUUUCACCAGAAGUGGCUUAGUCUGUCUGCAUACAAACACCAGCUCCCUCAGCCAGAAAAGCGAGAUGAGCGCUGCAACCCCAGAGUCGUUCACGACUGGACUUAACUGUCAGGGGUCCUUUACCUUUUUUUAAUUAAUUGAUGAAGGGCUCAACACCAUAGGUCCAGCGUGCCUCAGGGACCACCUUGACCCUUUUAUUUCAGUGCAAUCACUGAGAUCAUAUGUAAGAGCAUCAUGUGAGAUGGUGAGGCGCAUUUGACGUAGACACAGAACUGAGCCUUAGAGAUUCAGCAGGCACCUUCUAUACUAAUGUUUCAAAUGUUUGCUGAAAACUUCUCUGUUGCUAGGCUUAUGAAGACAGUUAAGAAACAUUUCCCCUAAUAGUGAGAUGGAGAACUGUUUUAAUUUUUGUGUGGUUUUUAUUGUAUUAUAAUUGUUGUAAAUGGUUUUGUUAUCUUUUAUGAAAAUACAGUAUACAAAUAUUUUAAUAAUGUUGAAAAUGCAUGCUUAUACAGUUACGUUAGUCUUAGACAACUGGACUGCCCCUCAGGAACACUGUCCUAGCAAUUGGUAGGGCUGAUUUUUUUUACAAAUGAAGAUCAUUCAACUAGGUGAAAUGAACAAGGUGUUGCCAAUAGAGUCGUGAAAUGUUUCCCCCAGAAGCCUUUUUGCAGCACAGCAAGUUGAAGUGGUGAUCCACAAAAGGUUCCUAGAAAUAUCCUGGUGUAAAAAGUGAAACUACAGGAACAGACUGGUCUAGUCUAAACCUAUGUUUACUAUUCCCUUUAUUUACAGUGGGAGUCAACUUGUUCUAUUUCUGCAUAAUCAUCUACCUCUAUGGUGAUUUGGCGAUAUAUGCAGCUGCUGUCCCAGUUUCUCUCAUGCAGGUGACCUGGUGAGUGUGCUUUCGGUGGCAAUAUUUUGCAAGCAGCAGUUUCUUGCUGAAAUGUCGGAGGAUUGCAUAACCAUUUCACAUUGAUGGCUCUGGCAGAAGAUUGACUUGCUGGUUGUAAUUAAUAAAUUUAAAGUAUUUCUACCUCACACUUCAAACUAAUUUUCCAGAGUGGGUUACAUUGUUCUGAUGUACUUUGACAGUGCUUAGCAUAUUGACAAAAACUAGGUCUAGGGGCUAAUUUGUGAGUUACUUCUUUAUAGGGCUGCAAUGCUUGCUUGAUUGAUUCUCUGAUUAGAUUAGAUUAUCAGAAGGUGCUGCUGACUAAUUGGGCAGCAGAUUUUACAAUGGUCUAAAAUAAUUUUUGUGCCUGUAUUUACAAAAAGCAUGAAUGACAGGUGCCACUAUAGAACAUACAUUCCCCCUUCUAUCCCACACAGCUGGGAAUGGGUAUUCUAAGACUAGGAGCCUGAUACAAAAAUAGCCUUUUCUUCAAUACUGUUGUUGAUUCAUACACAAACUAAUCUGGCUUUAAUCAAUGAAUUACAAGUUAUAUGAUUAAAUGACUACUAUUUCUUUAAUCAAGAAACACUUCUAUUUUUAAAAAUGUCUACAUAUACCUUACAUGCCAAAUCUAUAAGGUACAGUGUUGAAGAAUGUGGAGUUCUUGAUUGACCGAGACUCCACAUGGUGUGUGCUGUGUAAGGGGAAAUUCUCCAUCAUCCUUUAAAAAAGUGUGGGGAGGAAUGGUGGCUGGGGUUUGCAUAGGUGCAUGGGUGUAGCCAGGAUUUAUGGAUGGGGAGAACCUCAAUUAAUUAAGUGUUUUUAAUGAGGGGCAGCUGCUAUGCCCAUGCAUAGGUGCAUUAACUGUGGUCUGCUUUUGCUUCUCCCUCUUGUCAGUAGUGUGACGGGCAAUCAUUCAUGCAGUGUUGAAGAUGGUACUAAGUAUAAUGACACAGACAAGUGCUGGGGACCAAUCAGAAGGAUUGAUGCUUAUAGAAUUUAUCUGGUGAGUAUCUCCUGCGCCUGGGGGAAUUUUACAUCCUUAAUUAAAUAACUGAUUCUGAAGGGAUGCUUACCUGCUAAGGGUGAUACCCAGUAUUAGUCAUACCCAUUGAAAUCUGUGAACUGCUGAGUGAGAUCAAAUGUAGCACAAGCAGGCAUUCAUGUAUGCAUUGGGGUUUCUCCUUCCUUUCUUAACACCCGAAAUCUGCUUUGCAGGGUUGGGGGCUGUAGGGGUUGAAAACAUGCCAGAAGUCCCAUUGCUCAAACAAGCAGACAUCAUAGAAUGCCACCUAUAGGUUUCAGUGGGUCUACCCUAAAUAUGACUUUGUUUGAUUUAAAUUUUAUUGGUGAUAGCCAUCUACUCUUGCUGAUAGCCCCUUCCCUCUCCUUUUCCUGCUGGACACUUGUUCCCCAAAUGUUGAAGAUGGACUUAGUAGCCUUCAAGGUUUGUCAUUCUUAUCUUGAAAAGCAGUCCAUCCAACAGUGAAUGGGUUCUUGUUCACUGUGCUGCGAAACAAAAAUGAAUUUGACAUUGCUGCCACGUUGUGAAUUCUGGCUGUACUUACAGUAUGAUGUCCUGUUUAGUUGCUCACUUAGAUUCCCCCCAAUAGUUUUCCUCCUGCUUUGCUGCUUUUUCUGUGUGUUGCAAUAAGCAGCUGCAUUGCUGGUGAAAUGAUGAUAAUCUUACAAGAAUUUAUAGUUUGUAUCAGAAAUCACUCUGAAGAAUCUUAAUCCUUGUUUUCUUUCAAUUUCAUGGUAUGUGUAUGUGCACAAGAUUAGAUGCCUUUUACUUGUGAAUGCUUCAAGCGUUUAUGUAGUUCUGUGUCUUAUAUGUAGGCAGAUUCCUCACAAAUGCCUCUUUAUCAGGAAAUGGGUCUUUUUUAAUUGACCUUUUUAUUAGCCUUUUUUUUAGUAGUAUUUCAAUAUACUACUAAAUUCCAAUAGAAUUUUCUCUGUUCUGUGAUAGAAACUGCAUGUUUUAAAGCAUCCUUGUCAAAGGAACCUGCUUUGACAUAAGUGGCAGAUAGCUGAUUGCAUCUAAGCACAAAAUAAUAAUAAUUGGGAUAGGAAGUGGGGGGGGGGCAAGGACAAGUAAAUUAAAGGAAUUCUCUCUUACUGAACAAUAAAACCAACCAAAGUACUGUGGAACUAGAGUUAUGGAUAAAAAUAAAUAUUGCAGUUGAAGGCUGAAGGUAAACAUAACUGCUGGCAAUGAGGAAGUGACCCAGAGCAAUAUAUUCAGUUUUCAUUUGACUGUGCAUGUACAUGUUGGGGUUUUUGUGAGUGCCUACUGGAUCAGUUCCCUGAGCAGCACACUUCUCCUCCCCCCCGCCACCACCCAGUAAUAAUGUUGAAGCAGGAGUUAGGCCUUAGGAAUAUUAGCAAAUGUCACAGCCUGGUUAAUUAUUUAAAAGAAAUAUUAUUGCUUUAUUAAAUUGCGUCUAGGCCUAUUUCUUCAGAAUUUCUGCAUGAUUGAAGAUUUUCUCAAUGAAUUUCAAUAACUCUGACCCACCAGAAGGAGCUCAUCAGGAAAGGCAGACAUGCAUUAAUUACUGCCUGUACCUCCCAUUUAUUGCACCUGUAAUUCAUAAAGCCAGAGAUUUAAAUAAUAAUAAUAUUGUGACUUUUGUAGAAACAGAAGGUUUAUUGCUCUGGGUGUGCAAAUUCUAUGACACAAUUUUGGUGUCUUUGUUUUGGAUUUGAACAAUACUUUAUUAUUUGUCAGUCCCUAGCAGCAUUGAAUCUUUCUUUUUUAGUAGAUCAAAGUGUCAGUUCAAAUUUACCAGUGUCACAUAGCCUGGUUGUCAUUUCUGUAUUCUAUGUAGUGUCUAGCACAUCGCUAAAUGAAUGUGGAAGAAUAAUCAGAAGAGCUGGUAAACUGUAGAUCAACAAUAGGUGCUUUACUCUGAAUUUGUCUUUCUUCUGUCAUUUUCAAUGUCUCUGCCAUGUCACUUAGACUGUUCAGAUUACUCUACCCCAGCAAACCCCACAACUGCUUUGGAGAUGUGCCUUGGGUCUGACACAUAGGAACUUAAGAAGAGCCUGCUGAAUCAGGCCAAUGGUCCAUCUGGUCCAGUAUCUAGUACUCGCAGUGGUCAACCAGAUGCUUAAAAGAAGUCCAGAGACAGGACCUGAGCACAACAUGGGGCUUGGAAGGUGGGGUUGCUAGGGAAAUGGGGAGAAGAAGUUAAAGAGGCAGCUGAGUGACAGAGACAGAAGGUGCUCUGGACAUUUUUUAAAUUUAAACUAACAGUGGCAUGAGCAGCAAUACUUCUCUUCCCCCCACCCUAAGAAGGAAAGAAAGAUGUUAGCUCUGAUCUAGAAAGCACUUUGAUACAUGAAAUGACUUAUAAACGCACUCACUUUUAAACUGGCAGCAGUUGCUUAUAGUGGGCUGUUACUGAGGUUUCAUCCAUGUUUGUAUGGAGACUCGGUUGACUGCUUGUUGGAUGGCAUGGAGGACCACAUCUAAAAAUAGCAGACUUGGAAGCCCUGUCAUGUGGCCCCCUGGAUUGAGGCUAUUGAGAUAUGUUUAUGCAGAAAGUGAGAGUAUGUAGGGAUGGACCUCAAAGCUUGGCUAAAUUCUUGAAUUAUUUUCAGUCUGCAUUUUUUUUAUAAUAUGUCUGCUCUACUCAAGGCAGCUUACAUAAAUUAAAAUCACUGUGAUUAUUUAAAUAGGAAACGAGGUGGUAAGGGAACACCUAGUUACUAUAAAUUAAUUCACAUAUCCAGGGCUUGAUGAGCUGCAGCCAAAGAUACGAAAGGAGCUUGCAGAUGUAAUCUCUGAGCCUCUUUGUACAAUGUUUGAGAAUUCUUGGAAAACAGGUGAGGUCCCUGCAGACUGGAGGCAGGCAAAUGUCCCCAUCUACAAAAAACAAAACGAAAAAGAAGACUCUGGUAACUACUGACUGGUCAGCUUGACACCGAUACCAGGAAAGUUUCUAGAACAGAUAAUUAAAUGGCCUGUCUGUGAGCUGUGAUUACUAAGAAUCAUCAUGGGUUUCUUAAAAACAAGUCGUGCCAGAGGUUAGAUAGCUAUCUGUCAUGGAUGCUUUAGUGGAGAAUCCUGCAUUUUGGGGGUUAGACUAGAUGAUCCCCAGAAUCCUUUCAAACUCUACAAUUCAAUGAUUCUAUGAUAAAAUAAAUCAAAAGUAGAAGGGAAAAACAUCAAAGUAUAUGCAUUGACCAUUCACCUUUUUGUGCAUGUAAGUUUGUUUAUGGACUGAACAUUUGCAGAAGAUAACUUGCUUUCUAAAGCAUUUUCCAACAGCGGGUCUCAUAUUUUCUGAACUUCUUCCAUUGAAUCUGUUGUGUAGAAAGUAAUAGAGCCUUUUAAGCAAGCUAAUUGUGGGAGUUUACUAUAGAUCCCCAAGCCAAACAGAGGACAUAGAUGAUGCCUUCCUGGAACAGAUGGCCAAGCAUGCAAAAGGAAGGGAGAUAGUAGUAAUGGGGGACUUCAAUUACCCGGAUAUUUGUUGGAUGUCAAACUCAGCCAAGAGCAUAAGGUCAAACAGAUUCCUCACUGGCCUUGCAGACAACUUCAUUGUCCAGAAAGUGGGAGAAGCAACAAGAGGAACAGCCAUUUUAGAUCUGGUCCUAACCAAUGUUGAUGACCUGGUUAGUGGGGUAGAAGUGGAAGGAUCAUUAGGCGCGAGUGAUCAUGCUCUUCUGAAGUUUACUAUACAGCGGAAAGGAGCAGCCAAGCAUACUAGGACUCAAUUUCUUGACUUUAAGAAAGCCGACUUCAUAAAACUUAGGAAGUGCUGGGUGAGAUCCCAUGGACAGUAAUACUAAAAGGAAAGGGAGUUCAUGAUGGCUGGGAGUUUGUUAAGAGGGAGAUACUAAAAGCACAACAUCAGGCAAUACCAAUGAGACGGAAACAUGGAAGGUGCCUAAAGAAGCCAGGGUGGCUAUCUAAAGAACUUUUAACUGAGUUAAGAUUAAAAAGGAUGUGUACAAAAAUGGAAAAGGGGGAAACCACCAAAGAGGAAUUCAAACAAAUAGCCAGCACGUGUAGACACAAAGUCAGAAAAGCUAAAGCACAGAAUGAACUCAGGCUUGCUAGAGAGGUUAAAAGCAACAAAAAAGGCUUUUAUGGGUAUGUUCGUAGCAAAAGGAAGAACAAAGAAACAGUGGGGUCACUCAGAGGAGAAGAUGGUGAAAUGCAAACAGGGGACACAGAAAGGGCUGAACUCCUCAAUGCCUUCUUUGCCUCAGUCUUCUCCGAUAAAGAAAACAAUGCCCGACCUGAAGAAUUUGAAGCAAAUGAUUCAGCAAAGGAAACACAGCCCAGAAUAACUAAGGAGAUAGUACAAGAAUACUUGGCUAGUUUAGAUGUAUUCAAGUCUCCAGGGCCAGAUGAACUGCAUCCAAGAGUAUUAAAAGAACUGGCAGAUGUGAUCUCAGAACCACUGGCAGUCAUCUUUGAGAAUUCCUGGAGAACAGGUGAAGUCCCGGCAGACUGGAGGAGGGCAAAUGUUGUCCCUAUUUUCAAAAAGGGAAAAGAGAGGACCCAAAUAAUUACCGCCCAGUCAGUCUGACAUCAAUACCAGGGAAGAUUCUGGAGCAGAUCAUUAAGCAAACAGUCUGUGAGCACCUAGAAAGGAAUGCUGUGAUCACCAAUAGUCAGCAUGGAUUUCUGAAAAAUAAGUCAUGUCAGACUAACCUGAUCUCGUUUUUGACAGAAUUACAAGCCUGGUAGAUGAAGGGAACGCAGUGGAUGUAGCCUACCUUGAUUUCAGCAAGGCAUUUGACAAGGUGCCUCAUGAUAUUCUUGUAAAGAAGCUGGUAAAAUGCGGUCUUGACUAUGCUACCACUCAGUGGAUUUGUAACUGGCUGACUGACCGAACCCAAAGGGUGCUCAUCAAUGGUUCCUCUUCAUCCUGGAGAAGAGUGACUAGUGGGGUGCCACAGGGUUCUGUCUUGGGCCCGGUCUUAUUCAACAUCUUUAUCAACGACUUGGAUGAUGGACUCAAGGGCAUCCUGAUCAAAUUUGCAGAUGACACCAAACUGGGAGGGGUGGCUAACACCCCAGAGGACAGGAUCACACUUCAAAAUGACCUUGACAGAUUAGAGAACUGGGCAAAAACAAACAAGAUGAAUUUUAACAGGGAGAAAUGUAAAGUAUUGCACUUGGGCAAAAAAAUGAGAGGCACAAAUACAAGAUGGGUGACACCUGGCUUGAGAGCAGUACAUGUGAAAAGGAUCUAGGAGUCUUGGUUGACCACAAACUGGACAUGAACCAACAGUGUGACGCGGCAGCUAAAAAGCCAAUGCAAUUCUGGGCUGCAUCAAUAGGAGUAUAGCAUCUAGAUCAAGGGAAGUAAUAGUGCCACUGUAUUCUGCUCUGGUCAGACCUCACCUGGAGUACUGUGUCCAGUUCUGGGCACCACAGUUCAAGAAGGACACUGACAAACUGGAACGUGUCCAGAGGAGGGCAACCAAAAUGGUCAAAGGCCUGGAAACGAUGCCUUAUGAGGAACGGCUAAGGGAGCUGGGCAUGUUUAGCCUGGAGAAGAGGAGGUUAAGGGGUGAUAUGAUAGCCAUGUUCAAAUAUUUAAAAGGAUGUCACAUAGAGGAGGGAGAAAGGUUGUUUUCUGCUGCUCCAGAGAAGCGGACAAGGAGCAAUGGAUCCAAACUACAAGAAAGAAGAUUCCACCUAAACAUUAGGAAGAACUUCCUGACAGUAAGAGCUGUUCGACAGUGGAAUUUGCUGCCCAGGGGUGUGGUGGAGUCUCCUUCUUUGGAGGUCUUUAAGCAGAGGCUUGACAACCAUAUGUCAGGAGUGCUCUGAUGGUGUUUCCUGCUUGGCAGGGAGUUGGACUCGAUGGCCCUUGUGGUCUCUUCCAACUCUAUGAUUCUAUGAUUCUAUGAUUCUAUAAUUCCAGUAUGGGGAGAGAGAAAUAUUGAAAGACCAAUUCUAAAGUACUUUGAUAUUCCAUUGAGUCUGAUGUGAUUUCCUUCCUUCCUAGUAUACUGUGUAGUCUAAGAUAAAUUUAACUUCUAUCUGAAAUUACAGGUUUAUUAAGGACUGUGGAAUUUGUAUUCUCUCUUUCUGUGUAUUCUCUCCUUUGCUCCCUGUGACCUUUAGAAUUCCAAAUGACACUGUGAUAGAUUAUUUGAAUUUUACAUUUUAUGCAUUUUCCUCAUAUGUUUGGAUUAUGUAUUUUUCUGUUUAUGUACUGUAAACCACCCUGUGAUCAUCUGAUGAAAGGCAGUAUAUAAAUUAAAUAAAUAUUAAUAAUAAUACAGCCAACAAAAUGGAAAAGAAAUGCCACAAGAUCUUUGCAUCCUUAGAAUUAUUUGCAGUUUUAAAACAAAUCAGUGGUAUCCACUGAUACUGGAUUAAUUGGGCAAUUUUCAUCCUAGAAAAGCCUUCUGUCUCCCUCCCGAUGUCCCUGUUUGUCUUUACUCCCCUCCCUUUCAGUGCAGUAAUAACUUUCAAACACUGUAUCUCGGAGCUGGGAAAGAGGAGGAGUGAAUAACUGACAUAAAGUCCUAUUUCAUGGUUUAAUGUCCCAAAAGUCCUCUGGAAAUGGUCUCUGUUCCCGUGCUUCAAGAAUGGAAGUUGAAUGCCAUGUACGUAAUGAGAAUAUUUAGACAGAUUAAGUUGCUCUCUGAUGAGUUGCCUGCCUGUGCAGCAUUUUUAAUAUUGCUCUGCAGACUCCAGCACACCUAAGUGGCUACACUGUCUGCACACAGUCUGUGGGGCCUGCAUUAACCUUCGUCCUGCACAAAUUUUACUGUUACCUCAUCUCUCUUGUAAAUUACCUCUGAAAGUACAGCCUUGCAAAAUAAACAGGCAAUGGAAAAUGUUGUUGAAAUGCUUAAAUCAGUCUUUCCGCCACCCCACCCCGCAGCCCCAUUAUGUUAUUUGAGGCUCUGCUCUGUUUCUGUUAUUUUGGAAGACAACAGAAGGGUUUUGAAGUUGAACUAUUCAUUCAUGGUACAUUAUCAAUAUGUUCUUUGUAAUUCAGCUAGGAGCUUGGGUGACAAUUAUAUUUCACCCAGUACCAUGGUAAUGUGAAAUGUUCAUGGUUUAAGCAAAUAACUUACAGUCUCACAUUGUUUUCUGGUAGCUGAGUCUCAUCCUCUAAAGCCAACAUGAUAUGAUUCUCUUAAUUGUCCUGUAACAAGAAAGGUUUGCAUGGCUUCAUUGCUCCUUACAUACCCUUUGCAUGUUCCAGUUGAAUUCCUUUUUUAGUGCAAGUCACAGUUUGAAACAUGAUUAGAAGCUGGUUUGCAAUCCUGGUUUGUAGGUGCAAUCCAUAGUUUGUCAGUUUGAAUAUAAUGCUGACAAAAGUUUGCCCCAUAGAAGAAGUAACUGAAUGGUUCUGCUCAGGUGAAAGCUAGAGCAUGGCUAUCUUAUGUAUUGCCAAAGCCAUGCUUUGAUAUCUUAUCUAAAGAUCCCCGAAUUUUCAUAAACCAUGUUCUGGGUCUAAAAAGGAUAUAGACUAGUUGUUUGGUAGCUCAAUCAUAUCUUUUGAAAUGGCACACCCGGAUCUUUGCUACAUGUUUCUGAAUAAAGUGAGCCACUUGUAUUCUGCAUAAGCUGGUUUUGAUUUGUGCUUUCACUGUAAUAAUGAAACUAUGUGUGUACUGUACAUUAUUUUAUACAUUCCAUGGAUUACAGAUGUGCAAUAGCACUCAUAUUGCUAGAAUAGAGACAGUUUUAACUGGAGCAAUAAGUAGCCAUCCAGAGGGUUGGAGCCAGGAUGCAGCACAAUAAUUGCAAGCAUCACCUCUGCUCUCCACCCAAACAGCUUUGCUUUCCCCCUCUGCUGUUCAUCUACCUUCAGGGCACAGACGGAAAAUGACUGAAGCUCCCAACGCAGGGGAGGAUAAUACUGGUUUGGAAAUAGGCUUUGCAGAAGGCACUCUCUCCCUCCUGGCUUUGUGCUGUUUUGAGACGUUCUGGUACAUCUGUUCUUUUAGGGUUUGGGCUGAGACUGUUUAGCUAAUCAGGACAGGAACUGGUAUCUGUGCAUACAGGUUCACAGAUGCUGCAGCGUUACAGGGAGCCCAGCGGGUGCAGGCUGAGCGAAGAUGGGAGCACAGAUGGUUUAAUGGAGAUUAUCCCAGUUGGACACAUGCUAGUGCAGUGAAUAAAAUGAGGGCUCGCAAGCACUUACUGAUUCUCUUCAGAAAGGGACAAUGUCACCCUAACCUGAAACUGAUUGGAAUACUGAGCAAGUUUAGCCCCGCCCGUCUGGGAUAAAGAGGCAAUUCUCGGCCCAUAAGAACCAUUUAGAUUCAAAAUGUAAUCAGAAAGCACCAAAGCUGAAAUGCACUAUUCAUUAGAGAAGCAUUUUGCUCAUUAUUUUCGUCUCAGUAGGGUGCUUCCUGCCUGACACUCCCAGCACAGAAAUACACCUGCAGACUGCCAUCAGUGUCUUCACCAUGUGUUUCUUUUUCAUGGUUCCCACGACUGUCUCCCAGCACGUCACUGAGUGAUCUCUCUCUCUCUCACACACACACACACACACCAUUUGGAGUACAGCCCUCAACUAGGUACAGGUGCUCUGCACCAUAAACUUCAGGAUGCGCUGUGGAGCAUCAAUAUGUGGGACCAAACACUUCCAGGCUUAUGGCCCCAUUCUUAUUGCAGAUCGAUAGAUAGGUCUGUUUCUAGAACAUGCACACAGCCCACUCUUUGGGAAGACCUACGGAUUUUAUGACCCACCUGUUUGAUCACAAGCUUGUUAAUAUAUAGUUUCUUGAGAUCAAGCAGUAAGGCUGCCAAGGAUUUAGAUGUUGCCCCGGAUCAUGGAGCAACCAUAGUUUACCACAACUUUUCUGUUGCGAGUCCAUGCCCUGCUCCCUCUUUGUGAUGAAAGAAGACACGUGGACACAAGUAUUUUAGGUUAAUGGGCUAAAAAAGGCCACAACUUUAUUGUUUACAGAAUGUGACUGAUAUUGGCUUAGGCGUUGGAUCCGAACAGACUAUGCUUGACUCCUGCCCGCUCUGCAGGGAGUCACACGAGGGUUAACAACCUGUAGGGGGAGCUUGUUGAUGUGAAUCAACUGGAAGCUUUCCCCUAGAGUCACCAGAGGGUUGUGCCAUGGCCCUAGCCACCACCUGGGCAUUGGACAUGAGAAACUAUGAUUACAUAGUUUCUCACUAUGGUUGGUGUAUCUAGCUUUCUAUACUGAAGCUCUGAUUGAACUUAUGGAAAUCACAUUCGUUAUGCCUGGACUGGUAGAGAGUAAGAAGUGUGCUUGGUUGUUGUUGUUUUUUCGGAUUUAUUUUUUUUAGGGGGCAAAUGUUUCCCAAAUGUCUCUGACAUUUGAGCCCCCCUUCUAAACUUGUUGUUCUUUCUGGGUCACCUCAUCCCAGCAACAUCCAUGUGUGCUGGAUGUGUGCAGAUCUCCUGGUGCACACCUGCAAACCAGUAACAGUUGUGUGAAGAUCUCUGGGUUGCGAUGAAAAGCUGUGAAAGAUCUCCCAGCCAACCAGUCCUUCCCUUCAUCAACUCCUGUUGAUGCCAGUACAACCAACCCUUUCACACAAACCAGCCCUGGUGAAAGUGAGAUGGUGGAGGUUUAUAUGGAUUCUAGAAAAACAGAUAGAAUUGCAGAAACGUGCUCACUCCACCCAGGUCAUUGGGUUCUGUAGAGCUUUCUGCAGGGGCGGGGGAAAUAAUGGGGCCAUAGGAAUGCAUGAAAAUACUGGUACUGUACUUAGAAAUGGUACAAUCUGAGAGACAAAGAAGACUCUAGCAGGCUUCCUUAGUCAGGGUGUCAUUGUUUAGUUUAGUUGCUUUUGUAUGUCUGGUCUCUCCUUGUUUGCUUACAGACUUGUAAAAUUUCCUUUCCCCCUCUUUGCUUUAUACAAGUACAAGCCUCUAAAGGCAGUCUGUCUUCCUUGCAUGUUAAUACUAAUUGGUAUGGUUAUUAUCACUAUUUAACCCAAAUGGCCUUUGUGCAGAGGGCAAGGCUGGUUGAAUGAAGCUUGUCCACAGGGACGGAUUUUAUAGCAGCUAUCCCAUCUGGCUCUGAGCAGUUCAUACACACAAAAAAUUUUUUUGAUAUGAAGAGAACAGAGGCUGCCUUAUACAUUCAAAGGAGUCUUCUCUAUUGAGAUACCAAAGCUGAAUAUGUCAGGUACUUUCAUUGUAUGAAAACAUAAUUAAAGGAUUCAUAUACAGUGGUGCCCCGCAAGACGAAUGCCUCGCAAGACGGAAAAACCGCUAGACGAAGGGGUUUUCCGUUUUGAAGUUGCUUCGCAGGACGAAUUCCCCUAUGGGCUUGCUUCGCAAGACGAAAAUACCUUGCGAGUCUUGAGAUUUUUUUCCCGCUUUUCCCCCCCUUUAUCUAAUCUGCUAAGCCUUUAAUAGCCUUUAAUAGCCUUUUAGCAGCUAAUCCCCUAAGCCUUUAAGCCUUUAAUAGCCGCUAAACAGCUGAUAGCGCUAAUAGCGCUAAUCCGUCAAUGGGCUUGCUUCGCAAGACGAAAAAACCGCUAGACGAAGACUCUUGCGGAACGGAUUAAUUUCGUCUUGCGAGGCACCACUGUACACUGGAGCACCAUGAUCAGGAUAGGGACCCACCUAGUAUCAAAUAUAGGUUUAGACCAUAGCGAUCAGUGAGAGCAAAAGAUGUAGCAUAUUUAUGCUGCAGCUCAGUAACAUCUUAUGGGCAUUUUUGUAACAGAAAACAUGCAGGAAACCCUCUUUUGGGAGCCUUGUCCAUUUGUCCUUGUCGCUGAGCAAAUCUUUUCUGUGUACAGUCAUACCUCAGGAUGAAUACGCUUCAAGUUAAGCAUUUUUGGGUUGUGCUCUGUGGCGACCCGGAAGUAACGGAGCACGUUACUUCUGGGUUUCGCCGCAUGCGCAGACGCUCAAAAUGACGUCAUGUGCGGAAGCGGCAAAACCAGAAGCGCAGUUGCGUGUUAUGUUCGCUUCAGGAUGUGAACGGGGCUCCGGAAUGGAUCCGUUCGCAUCCAGAGGUACCACUGUAUUGUCAGAGUUGCAUGGGUCUUGCAGUGCAAGGUGGCGGCCAGCAUGCAUCUUGAAACAAUGAAUUGUAUGUAUAAUCAAUUCUAUUGUGUUGGCAUAGAUUUUCAUUCUGAUGUCAUUAAAUGCGAGAGAUCAUCAGAGUUGCAAGGGCCUUAUAAUUAGUUAAGAUAAUGCCGGUAGUUAUGCUUCAUGUUAAUUUAUAUGGAUAUUUGCAUGUACACAUCAGUAUGUGUUCUCUUGUAUUUGCACUGUUUGGCCUGGAAAGUAGUGAAUCCUGUUUAAUGUUCAUAACUGCAAAAUCACAGUUUAAAAAACACACCUGCAAACCACCAUUUUGAAUUGUGUGGCCCUUGCAACUCUGCCAGUGGUUGUUAUUUAUGUAUUGAGUUAAGGGGACCAGACGAGCAUCUGCGCCAAAUUUCAGCUUUACCUGAUCAGUUUCAAUAAAACCACCAAAAAAAUGCUUGUGGGCUAGGUGACAAGCAGCCCUUAUUCCUGCCCUUGCCCCAAAAUGACACCAUAAUGAAGUACACAGAGAAGCAACCACUUUGUAACACGUUGGUAGUCUUGGCUUCAGAUAAUAUUUAACAAUUUUUUGUGAUAGUUAAAUAAGCAUCACUUGACUGGUCAGUUUACAGUAUUUGAUAGUUCACUUGACUGGUUACUGACUCUAGUUUAGGCGUGCUUAAGCCUUGAAAGUGCUCUUUGUUUGUUGCCUUUUAAUUGCAGAUUUACAAAAGUUUUGGAAAUAGAAGUUCUAUCAUACCUCAGUGCCUAGGACUUGCCGAUCGUAUGGUCGGCGGUUUGAAUCCCCGCGGCGGGGUGAGCUCCCAUCUUUCGGCCCCAGCUCCUGCCCACCUAGCAGUUCUAAAGCACCCCUAAGUGCAAGUAGAUAAAUAGGUACUGCUUUAUAGCGGGAAGGUAAACGGUGUUUCCGUGUGCUACGCUGGUGCUGGCUCGCCAGAGCAGCUUCGUCACGCUGGCCACGUAACCCGGAAGCGUCUCCGGACAGCGCUGGCCCCCGGCCUCUUAAGUGAGAUGGGCACACAACCCUAGAGUCGGACACGACUGGCCCGUACGGGCAGGGGUACCUUUACCUUUAACCUUUACGUUUAAAAGAUUUGGAAAUAAAAGUUCUAUCAUAACUGCACAAAGUAACGUGGAGUUGAGGAAGUGUAUGCACACAUCUUGAUACAAUUUUGACUAGAGCAGGUGUGAGAGGCAUGAAUGUUGUAAGGCAGGGGUGCCCAAACUUUUUUCAAAGAGGGCCAGAUUUGAUGAAGUGAACAUGCAUGAGGACCAACCAAAAUUAUUAAGAUUUUUUUAGGUUUGAAGUUGUUGAGCUAUUUUUACAAUUUCACCCCAAAAUUGUUGAGCUCUUUUUUUAUUUUUUAACCCAGGACAUAUACUGCCAUGGGGGCAGGAUUAAAUUGACCGGCCCCCAAAAUGGACUUUGGGCGUGAAAGGAUAUCUUUCACUCCAUAAGACGCACCUGACCAUAAGAUGCACCUAGUUUUUAGAGGAGGAAAACAAGAAAAAAAAAAAUUCUGAACAAAACAGUAGAUGUAUGAUUUUUGUGGUUCAUGCUGUGGCCACAGACAUGUGAUUUGACGGUGAGUUUGGGGUAGCCCAAUGCAAAAAUCCUGAGAAUCCAUGUGGAUCUGUGCUUUGUAACCACAUUUUUGCUCCAUUGUGGCCCCAUGCAACAGUGGGUGCAUGAUUUUUUUGGUGCAGGCUGUAGCCAUGGACAUGCUAUGUGAUCUGUUGGUGAAUUUAGGGUGACCCAAAGCAAAAAUCCUGAGGAUCCAUGUGAUCCGUGCUUUGUUUCAACACCCGCUUCCCUCUUUAAAAAAAAAAAAAAAAGCAUAAUCUUCUUUUUGCCGCUGGGCAAUUCAGCUCCAGGAACCACGCAUUCACUCCAUAAGACGCACAGACAUUUCCCCUUUCUUUUUAGGAAGAAAAAAGUGCAUCUCAUGUUUGGUUUGGAAAUGGGGGGUUGGAUAGACCCUCCUAUGAAAUUGGACUUUUCAAGUCUGGCAAUGGGCCGUGAGAUGUUUGGGAUUGUGGGGGCUCUUAAUUUUGGAGGGAUUCUGAAACAUGUUUUUAAAUACCACAUGGAAUUUAGUGUCGAUUAUGGAAAAGGGGCUGAUCUGUCGAGAAGGGUCAAAAAUACUGCUAAGUUGGAGUUCCCACGAGUGAAAGGAGCAGGAGACAAAGGAAAAUACAGCUAUAAAUAUGAAGAAGAGCUGCGGAAGGGACAUGGAAGGGACUUAAGGGCCUCGGAUAUAAGAUUACCAGGUUAAUGCGCCAGAUUGAUGGGAUAAUAAGGACUGACAAAACCCGGGACCAGGAGGAAGGGACGCUGGAUGAAGAUUGGAUUUGUUUUUAUUUCUUUUUUUCACUACUAGGACUGUUUUAUAAAAUUGAUGAAUGUUAGAAAAAUGUUGGAAUGAAAUUACUUGGCUUUAGUAAAAAUGUUUAAAGAAUUAUGCAAGAAUAUCAUGGUUAUGGGAAGUUGGUAAAAAUAAGAUUUAAGUUUUAAGUCUCAAAGUUUUUUUUUAUAGUAAGAUAAGAUUAAAAUAGUUUAAGGUAAUGUAACGACAGAAUAUUAUGAAAUAUGGAAAAUGAAUGUUAGAAUGAUGUUGGAUAGAAAUUAAAUGGUUUUUAGCUGAAAUAUUAUAAGGGAAUAUGAAAAAUGGAUUACUAACAGGUAAAAAUUUAAUGUUACAAUACUUUAAGAUUAAAGAUUAGGAUAAUCAAAGAGGGGAAGGAUUUGCUGAACCAACAAACUGAACUGGAAUACAAAAAAGGGAGGCGUGAGGAGGUCCGGGAAACAAGCUAAUGAAAAAUAAGUAAUGGAAAGAUUGACUUGUUUUUAACUAUUUUUAUUUUGUAUUUUUCUUUUUUCUAUUUUUAUUUUGUAAUAUUUUGAAAACCUUAAUAAAUAUUUUAUAAAAAAAGAAAAGAAAAAAGUGUGUCUUAUGGAGCGAAAAAUACUGUAAGUAUUGAGCUAAAUGCCCACAACUAACUGGUUUUCUUUGUCCAUACCAUAAUUUUGAGAAACUGAUGAGUUGUCACUUGCUUCAACGACAUUAGCUUUGAGAAAUCUGCUUGAUUGCACUUUGCAAGCCCAGGUUGCUCCAAACCCUGGGAUCACCAUCUAUGUGAUUCUGUAAUUAUUAUUCUCUCACCCUCUGAUAGUAGAAGAAUGCAGUUCCUUACUUCUUGGUGUAGAACUUAGUAUGCAGGCCUGUUAAUAUCACAUUCCCUUCUUUCGGGGCCAUUAGUCUUCCAUUAACUUGGUAAAUUCAUUCUGUCAAUUGCCUGCUUUUCAAAGACAACUCAGUCCUACCAUUUUAUAGCCUUUUUCUUUCAGCCUAUUAUUUCCAGCCUGAACCCAAAGUUGUAGACAGAUAAAUGACCUGUUUGAGCUUUUGCUUAAUUUGACAUAGCUGAGAUAGUGGCAGAUUUCCUCUCCUCCCUGUUCUGCAAGUAAAACCUCAGGGUCCUUUAAAAUCGGCUUCUGAGGGGAUGAAUUUGAUUUCUUGUUUCCUUCUUGAUGACACUGUUGAGUUGGGGCAACAGAAAGCUCAGGUACCUUAGUGCUCCAGGGUGGGAACUGAUCCUUGGAUCUGCAUUGAAGGGAGACUUCAGGAAAAUAGAAACUGCUGGCUUUAAAGGAUUAGCUUGUCUCUCUUUACAGAGAGAUUGAUAACACACUGGACCUGAAUGUGUUCUUUGUACAGAGAUGUCUCUGUACUUCAUGAUGUGAAAUUUUUCUAUUCUUUUUAAUUGAAGCCUGGAUUAUGCUGUCACUCAUUCUGACUCUGAGCUUUUCUGGAGGAAUGGUCUUAAGAAAGGGCUUUUGCAAUCAGUUGUCCCGUUCCAAACACCAUAACCAUGGCCUAUACAGAGAAGAAAUAUUUGUCUUGCAUUGCUAUGCCAAGGGGCAUAGUUUGACUACUUACUUAAGAGGCAAUCCAGUCCAAAGAGCUGCAGCUCAGCUGCAGCAGUUGGGAACAUAUACUGAAAGUUUGCCAUGCUAAACCACAGUGUGGCAGCCUUUCAACAAAGAUUUGCCGUCCUUAAAAGAAUUUGGUGACAUCAAAGUAUAUCUAGAUUAGCCAAAAGAAGGUAAUUGUGUAUUAUAGCAAUGAGUCUUAUGAAGCAAGUGCUUUAGAUGAAAUUAACUAUUUUGAUGGGGCUGCACAUAUUCUGUAUGUCUGAGAUCAGGUUUAUUGGGGGGGGGGGGGGCUUUUUUUUUAUAUAUAAAAAAAGUGUGGGUACUGUCUCCCAGCACUUUAGAUUAAAGAAUAUCUACAGUUCUUCAUGGGCAUCUCAUUUGAGUGACUGGAGGCAAAUGAGGACAGGUCUACUCUGGUUUUAAUAUUUGAGUGCAUGAGAGAAUUUUGGUACAUUCAAUAAUGUCAAACGGGGCAAGAAGCUGCAGUCACUGAAAAUUUUUCUUAGUUGAUAUUACAUUGGUUUGCCAGGUCUUUGAAUUUAAUGUUCUCUCUGUUAACAACUAAUUGUAUUCGCCCCUCGUGGUUCCUUGGAAUUGAUCCUUCUUCCAUUCCAAAAUUAAGUUGCUAUUUCACAUUAUAGUAAUAAUAAAUCUGAAAAGCUUGUGUUAUGUGACUUCAAACCUUUCUUAUUGAAAAGAAAAGAAGUGACACAAUUUUGGCAUUAAAAGGGUACUCAGCUGUUAAACCUUCAAGGAUUUUGAAUUCAUGGAAAUCAGAAUAACUGUUUAUAUCCCUUUUGCCUUCUUACUUGGGUGUCGUGGCUGAGAUUUGAAUUGGAGGCUUACAGCUUAUACACUUAAACCAGAGGUUUUCACCCUUUUUGAGUCCAUGGCUCCCUUAACCAACUACAUUCUUUCUGAGGCACCCUUGUGGGGUUCAGGAGCCCAGUUAUGUCACCCCUUGCCUGCAGAGCUGGCAGCCUCUCAACCUUUUGCAAACACCCUCCCUUGUGAAGUAUUCCCUCAGCCUCCUCUCCAGUCUCCCCUCUUUGGGAGUCCUCUGGGCAGCCCCAGUCUCUGAGCUGUCCCCCCUGCCCCAAAGAGUUGGUGCCUCCCAGAGGCACCAUUCGUCUGUGGAGCUUAUAGCCAGGGCUGCUGCAAUAAUCAGCUGUGCAAGCCUUUGGGAGGGAAGGAAAGAGGGACAGAGGCCAGUGUUGCCUACGGCACCCUGACCAUCAUUCAAGGCACCCCAGGGUGCUGUAGCACACUGGUUGAAAACCACUGUCUUAAACUUUUGCAGUACAGUAACUAUAUCGACAGAGGUGCUUUAUUUUACUGGAUUUCCAUACACCUAUGUUUAAAAAAGGGAUUUCAAAGCAGCCUACAAUUAAAUUAUGUUAGAAGAAUAAAACAAUCAUGCAAACAAAAUAAAACCUCAAAGCAAAAAAUAAAUUAGAAUAAAAGCAGCAAACUAAAUAAAAGAGCUAGCAGUUAAAGACACAUUGAGGUAGUGCUGUCUUAACCUCCUUGUGGAAUGCUAAAAGAUAUGGAACCAAGUUCAUACGUAUUGUGCCCUCAAAGUGAGGUUGGAGCUAGGAGAGUAGGAUGAAAAAUAGAGGAAUACUUAAAUGGUCCUGAUACAGGCAGCCCUGAGGACUGUGAGAGUGCUGAACUACCAAACAAAAUAAUUUCUGUCCUAAGGGAGCAGCUAUUCACCAGCCAAAUAAUGGGAUAAGCCUAUGAAGGCGUCCUUUUGGGGAGCAGAGUUUAUUGAGUUGUCUAAACUUAGUGUUUGUGGUAAAUACACUGCACCCUCAGUGAUGAAGAAAACAGAUCAAGACACCUAAACUUGUGAGAUCUGUACUUGACAAUGUAUGUUAGUAAUCAUAACAUAAUUUUGUUUGGGGGGGGGACACAAAUUUAAUUUUUUCUCCUGAAUGCUUAUUGUACAAGUGUGCAUGUGCAUCAAUAAGUCAAAUUCAAUUAAUUUUGCAAUUCUAAUGGCAGUGGCAGAUUUGGAUUCCAUCCCUGCCAGUGGCAUGGUCUACCUUGAGUUCAGACCAGCGACACUGACAUUGCUGGUGUUUGUUUGGGCAGGCAGUGGCCCUAUUGGGGCCACAUAAGGGCACCAGGGGGAAUAUCAAUGUCAGUCCAGUGCUCUUGCCACUACAAGUGUGUGGCCCCAACAUCACUCCUUCUCUGCCUUGCCUCAGCCCUGCCUAGGUAAGUAACAGCAACACAAGGUAGCUGGCUAGUUCCACCUUAGCACAUGUACCACUGCUUGUUCAGACAAAAGAACCAGGGAAUUAUCUCAACCCAAAUAAACAAUACAGAUAAAGCAUUGGCCAUACUGAUAUUUGAGAUAGGGAUGUGUGAAGCUGAGGUACAAAGUUGGAAGACACACACACAGUCCUAAAAACCUAGAAAUAGCAGUUAAAUAGCAAAACCAAUAUCCUUCCCUGUGGUUUCACUACCUAUGGGGCAAACUCAUAUAUUCAUUGAAUUAAUUUUUACCUUUAGUCCACUGCUGAUGCAAACUUUAGAGAAACAUUUUGUCAUCUUUUGAGAGCAAAUACAACUCUUGCAGAGCAGACUUAGGAUAUUGUCAUUAUUCAUUAAAUUUCCAUACUGCCUUUCAUCUGAGGAUCUCAGAGCGACUUACAAUAUAAAAACACAAAAAUAUGUAACAUAGAAAGAAACAAAAACACCCCCAUGUGUUGCUUUGUACAGUAGAAGCAGUUUGGCACAUUUCAGCUGUUUUCUUGUAGUCAUUUGCUUUUCUUCCCUUCCCCCUCUGUGUUGAUGUAAUUAGAAGAUACAGAAUGGAGAAGGUUGGAAGCCAAGGAGGCGCUAAAGUGAUUACAAGAUACUGCACCAUAAAUACUCAGGCAUUGAAGAAUUAAACAGUCACCUUAGAAAAUUGGCAGUGUCUGUAUUUCUACACACACACACGUAAAAAAUGACAAUGGAAGCAUAUUUGCAGUAUAGAUGCAAGCUUGCUGUUUGCUAUGACUUCGUUCUAUUAGUGCUAGGAACCACAUUCCUUUUGUCAAAUUGCUUUCUGAAAAACAUUCUGGGUCUUUAAACAUAGCAAGGGAGAAACAGGAUGCAACUCACUGAGUUUAAUAAUUUUUGUUAAACUAUAUCAGGCUUUGAUAAAAGCUGGUCUUUUAAUUUAUAGUAAAGAUGACAUAGUUGACAAUGACAAUUCAUGCUUUCAUCAUAAUAUUACACUAAUGUGAGCAUUCCUUAACUGUGAAUGAGCACAGCAGUUCAUUAUCUUCAAAUGAUUCAGUUUUUGUCCCCUUCUUUCAUUGGAAAGAAAGAAGAAGCCGAGGCCAGGUUGAUUAGAUUAGCAAUCUAAUCCUUAAAACAAGCUUUUUAAAUCAGGGCAGGAGUAUGUUUCCCUAGCUCUUGGUACUGGGUUCUAUUCCAAAAUUUUAAUUACUUUUAAAUCCUUUAUAUGCAUAGGAUACAUAUUCUAAAGGUUCAGAAAUUAAUUGGUAGCCCUAUUUAUACCUAUUUCGAAAGUUAAUAAAAACAUUUGUCACUUUUGAGCCUAAGAAUUAUAAUCAUCAUAAUGCUGAAUAGGUGUUUUUAAGUGUGGCUAAGCAUGGAAUAAGACAAUUGUAUCAUAAACCAUGCAGUAUGUACAAUGGAAUUGAGAAAAUUGAUUUCUGAUGAUUUAUUUCGCCAUUCAGCAAAAAUGCCAUUUAAAAUCCAGCUUGCAUCUGAGCCUUCUUGGUGAAGCACAUUUACUUUCUCUGUCUUUUCCCCCCCCAUUUUUAAAAGCAUCUUCAAUAACUUGCAAAUUACAAAAUUGACAUGCUAUUUUCUUAGAUAUCAGCAUCAUAACAGCUAUCAUAGCUCUUAAUUUUUAUAAUUUAAGCCUUCCAAAGGUUUUUGGAGAGUGCUGCCCAAGCUGAUGGAAUCUUCUGUUUCCUGUGAUUUGUAUCAUAAAACUGUGAAGGAUAAAGCUUAGAUUUUAGCUCAAGAGCCAUCUGGUGCUUUUGCUGAAGAUCAGAAUUCAUAUGAGAGGGAGAAGCAUAUCAACUGUCAAACUGCAAAGACAAGACAGAUGGCAUGCAAGGUUCAGGAAGGAGUGUUCAAGGGAGUGUUGGCCGUCAGAUCAAGAGGGGACUUGGGCCCCUUUUCUGCUCCUGAUAUUUGCAAUUGAUUGGUUGUAAUAUCAAUGUGUGCGAUGCCGUUGCAGUGUUCACAGCUUCUGUAAUGGGGGCAUAAGGACAGUAGUUGCUGGGGGUUUUGUCAUAAAAUUACUCCACCAGCUAUUGCUAAUGGCCUUACAGGCUGAAAACAGAUAGACUAAACCAGCAAUGACGACUAGUUUUUGGAGCAGUAAAUAGAAGCGCUAUACUUGAAAUUGUUUUUAAGGCGAUUGAAACACUUUUAUUGUGAUUUGAAGCACGUUAGUACCUCCUUAAAUGGCAUAGUGCUUACCAGCAACUAACUCCAGAGCUUGUUACUUAGGCCGUUAGCUACCUUGUGAACUCUGGGUCAGUUUGCAGAAUGGGCAGUUUAAAAACAUCUAAGGUGCUUGCCUCUGUCAGCAACAUAACUUUGCUUACUGGCUUUAUUAUUGCUUACACAUCUACCAAGGAUCUUAUUCAACCUUCAAAGCUAUCACAACAUUUUAAUGUCCUUUGUCGAAGAGAUCUUCAGCAGAGCUGUUAUUUAUCCUCUAUUGAAGGACAUUCUGUUUUUCUGCUCCUUAAAGUACACGGUUGGUUUUUACUGCCCCACACCUCGCAGCUGUAGGCCAGGCAGUAGCCUUGCCAGUGCAGGCAGUAGUAUUUCUCCAACCCCCACACAAUUAAGUGACAUUGGAAAAAUGUGAGACUCUAUACUGCUCUUGUAUGGGAAAAGGGCUGUUUAAAAAUAACCACAUUUCAUUGGUAAGAGUAGGUAGGGUUGGUGGAUAAAUUUGAUUCAGUUCGUAUUUAAAGGUAAACUUAGCAAAUCUGCAUUCUCUGAAAGCAUAUGUGAAACUAAAACACAGCCUUCACUCAAAAUUUGUACCUCUCUGAAUUUUGCAAUGCAAUUCUGCAGCCAAAUAAGGUGUACAGAAAACAUAAACUAAGAUUAAGUGUGCAUAUAAAUGCAUGUAUUAGUGUAAAUAACAUACAAAAAUACAGCAUAUUAGGGGAAAUUGCAUACAGAAACGCGUUAAUAAAAAUUCACACUAAAAGACUUGAAUUUCCAUGAGAUUUUUUUAAAAAUAAAAACAAACCACUAAUUGCUGCGGAAGUGUUGAGAACUGAAUUUUAGAUUGGAAGAAUGAGUAAGCUACAUACUUGUAAUGUAACCCUUUAAACAUUUUAUGUAUGGAAUUCUAUUACUAACUGCCUAGUCUUGGUGUUUGCAGCAAGAUGGUUCAGCUGAGCCCAAGAUAUUAUAUUGUUAUCUAAUAAAAGAAUGUAAUUUAAAAUAUUGAUGGCAACAGAUGCAGAAGGUGAGAUUCUGAAUUCUGGUACAGGCACAUAAACGAAUGUUGACUUUGGGAGGUAAUAACAGACUUUAGUACGUCAACACUUUUCCAGCUCUGUAAGCUGGCCUGCUGCUCAUUCUCUCACUAGCCUGGAGGCAAUUUAGAGAGAUAAACUAUGUUUCUUCCUCCUCCUCCUCUGCCUCCUGGAUCACCUAGCUACUAACUCUGAUUGGAAACAAAAUAUUCAGCAAAAGAUACAAAACUGUUGCCAUCUCACUCUAUUGUGUGCUGGGUUGGUCUAGUUUCAUAUGCAAGAUACUUAUAAGGAAACUGACUUCUUCAUUUUAGUGCAGAGCUUCUAGUUGGUUACUUCAGUAGCCUUUGAUCAAUGUUUGUCAUUCCGGAACAGGGGUGAGAAACUGGAUCCUGCUUGGUGGGCAGGAUUCAAAAUGGCCUACAUUCUGCAGGCCACUUAGAGUGGGGAAGGGGCUUCCAUUACCUGGUGUCAGGUGAUGUGACUUUGAAUCCAUGGCAUGCACAAGAAGAAUUAGGAGUGCACUCUGCAUGCACUCCAGAUUAUGAGUUUCUUCUUUUGCAGCCUUAGCUUACAUUCAAGCUACAGCUGGAAAGAAAGAUUUAGGAGUUCAUUUUAGAAUACAUUCCUGAGUCUUCCUUUUAAAUUGGCCUGCUGGUUUACCUGUGCCUUGACAUAUGAUUUCAUGUGAAGGGUGUGUGGGUGUGCUUUGGGCCAAAUAGGAGGCCCUGGUAGGCCCAUGGGUUAGAAGUUCCCCACUCCUGCUCAAGAGAGAGAGAGCAAUGAAUAGAGCUUAUAGGAGUUUUCCUGUAGAUAAGAAUAACUGCCUUGCUUGAUCUUGGUUUAAAAAUAUUCUCCUUGCUAACAGCAAAGGAUGUAAUAAAUGGAUAUGCGGCUCAUGAUUGAAAAGCAGGCAUAAUUUCUUAUCUUGUUCAGUUUGAUAUGAACCUUUCUUCUGAAUCGAUUGUUGUCAGUUGUAAACCACCAGGGUUAAGUAAUGUGCUCCAAUUUGAAGAUUUGCCUGUUUGUUCCACCUCAGGUUAAUUUGCUAAAGCUUAGCAGGCAGGGUGAUAAAUGCCUUAGAUAUUUCUAAAAUAGGUAGCUUGGGAUUUAAGCUGCCAAUUCCAGAACUCUUGAAGUGCCAACUAGGAUUCUGUGAGUUUAGCUACAGCUUUAUAGCUUUAAAGGUUUGAUGCUUAAUAUUUAUUGAGCUAGUGCAGACAAAAUAUAUUCUUUUUCUGAAGAAAAAGUGAAGUUAAAACCUUAAGUCGUGUCAGGAACCCAACCAUGAACAGGAACCUUGACUUUUGACUCCACCUCAAUAUUCUUGAACCCCUUCAGACCUUGGACCCAUCUUUGACUACUACUUGGAGAUAAACUUUUAUUUUUAAUUAUAUAUUGCUGUCUUCCUCUUUUUCUCUCUAAGAUGCUCAGUUGCAUCUUAAGAAUACAGAAGGGAGUACAGAAGAUGAGAAAACCCACUUCUUUUGAAAUUCCCUCUUCCAUGUAAAUUGUAAAAGUGCAGGGGAGCUGCCCAUAUCUGCAUCUGGCCACCCUUUCUUUGUUUUCUCUCUUUUACAGCCCAGUCCUAACCACGUCAACUCAGAAGUCCUAUUGAAUUCAGUGGGGCUUACUCCUAGGUAAGUAGGGUUAGGAUUGCAGCCUAAAUCAUUAGACACAAGAUGCUAGUUAUGUCAUUGCUGCAACCUACCUUAAAUAGGAGUGUGGCCUACUUCUGUCCAUGAGUAUAAUGCACAUCCUGUAAAUUAUUAUUUCUUUUCAUGAUCAGAGUUGCUGUAUGAGCGCCGCAACCCCAUAGUCGCCUUUGACUGGACUUAACUAUCCAGGGGUCCUUUACCUUUUUAUAAGGACUCAUCCACACUUCUUUUUUAUUUAGUUUUUAUUGUCCAUACUUCUGCUUGUCCUGUGCCUACAAAGCACAGAUCCAAGUGGUUUUCUGCUUGCCCUAUGCUUUCUAGGCAUGGGUCCAAGCAGUUUUGCCUUUUCCCUGCUGCUUUCCCCUGGAGAACCUAUUCUUUAGUGCUAAAUUGGAGCAAACAUCAAUCCAGAAAAAACCUGAUUGAAAUUUGCUCUGAUGCCACAGUAAACAGUGGGUUUUCCAGGGAGAAAGCAUCAGGACAAUUAAAAGUGUGGAUGAACCCUAGGUUUUCAUACACUAAUGAUUUGCUUUUUAACACAAGAGAUAAUUAAAGUUCAUUUGCUUUUCAUUUCCCUGAUAGCAGGAUGCAAAAGUCUUAGCUUUUAGAAUAUUUCUGUUUCUGAAAUAAAAAUUAUGCUGGUCUUCCUAUUUGUGAACUAUUCACAGUGUAUUUUAUUGCAAAACUAACAAUCAUUCCUUAGGAAAUGGUUUUAAUUGUUACCUGUGGUUCAUUCGUCAAUCUCCCUGCAUGUGAGAACUUUAUUUUGGGACUGUACUUUUUGCUGGUUUAUGACAGACAUAGCUCCACUGUGCCUGCUAAUGGCAGUUAGUGACAUGAACCCCUUUUGAAAAAAAUGUUUAAACAUUUCUACCUCCUCUCUGAUUAUCCUUAUCUUGGGGACUGGACAGUUAGAGAAGCAAAUUCAUCAUGCCUUUUGGCUCAAUUUGAGACUCAUUAGGAGCAAAAUAUAUAUUUUCUUAAUCAAAGGGAUUGGGAAAUAGAUCCAUAGUUCAGGUACAAUGAUUUAUAUGUUAUUUCUCUGUGAUAAUCAACUGAGUGAAGGAGAGGGUGUAUUUGAAGAUGUACUCUGAAGCUGAUCAGUGGGAGAGGAUAUGGUGGUGAUUGUUUGAGAAUUUAUAACCAUGUGCAAGUAAGAUUACAAAGCUGUCUCAGAAGGGUUUACUUUAAAACCCUUCUGACAUCUACCCUCAUAGCAACUGAUCAGGCAGCAGUUUUCUCUGAGUUUGCUGCCGCAAAUAUGUCUGUAAACUAGGCUUUCCAGACAGGCCUUUGCACCCUAAAGCAACAAUUGAUCUGAGGCAAUUACAGGAUUCAAACCCUGUCACCUCGUCCAUUGGGGAUUCUCCGUCCUUCCUUCUGCUGGGCCAAGGUGCUGUUUUUGCCAGUUGGUUCUGGUGUGUUCUAAUUUGCAGAGAACACCUGUUCCUUAAUUAUCCACAUCCCUUGUCUGUCUCUUUGUUUCAGCUCUUUUUGAUGUAUGAGCUAAUCAUCUCUUUUUGAAGGGGGUUGUGUUAAUUGUUUGACUGUGUGUUCCUAAGGAAGAAGGGCUGGGAACUGAAUAAUAACUUCCAGAUUUAAAAGAUGGCUGCUCUUCUUUUGGUACUGAUGCAACUUUUCGAUCUACUUGCUGUGGUCAUGUGUUUUGGAGUGCACCAAAUAAUCAUUGUUAAUAGAACAGUGAGAAAUGGAAGCAUAUGAGAAUCUUAACUGCAGUUGAGCAUAUUGUGCUAGUAUUGCUUCUAGAUUGCCUCUAAACCAGGCAUGAAUGGGAGGGGACAACCAAAGUGCUUCUGCUGCGACAACCUAAGUGUUAACUUCAGUCUCCAUGUCUGUUUGUCACUGAUUCCCCAAGCUACCAUGGGAUGCUUUGACAUUGAAUUGUUGCUGGGCAGUAGUGAACAGUAUUGUGGGGCUGUACCACUUACCUGACCUCCUUCCUGCUGAGUCACUGCUUCAUGGGGGUAGGAGGACGCAGUGGUGAGGUCAGUGCAGUACUAGCAUGCAAGUAGAACCAAUCCUUUGAUCCAGCUGGUGCUGACCUUAUCACAUCCUCAUUCUCGCCCCUCCCCCCAAUCUCUCCAUCCUGAUAUGCAGUGCCUUCGCCAGAGGGAAGUCAGGUAAAUAAGACAUACAUACUGUGCCAUCAGCUACUGCAGCUAGGUAAAACAAAUUAAAACAGAAAUACAGCCCAUUAGAUGUAUGCUUUCGUCCCAUAACACUUUCCACUUUAAUUCUAAUUGUGCAAGCAUAGUUACGGAAGUUUUCACUUAUUCUUUAUAUUUAGAACUUUGAUACAGGGAACAGAAAAGAAAACAUAAGCUGAAUGGAUCAAUGUAUCUCUUUAUUAGUAAUCUUUUCCCCACCCUCUUCCCUUGCCAAUAAAAAUAAUCCCUCUGGGAUGGGAGUCUAUUUCACUUAGCUCAGUCCACGCUCACCCACAUUUCAAACCUCUUGACAUUCUUUGAGUGUUCUUUAAAGCCCUCUUCUCAUUAUUAUAUAGCUUAGUUAAUUAGAGACUUUUGGUGGAGUAGUACUUCAUUCCCCAGUGAUAGCAAAUCAGCAUAAAGAGGUCACAGCUCCUUCGCAUGUUGUGCAUUUUCUCUGAUCCUGUUGUAUUGCCUGGGCGGUGAAGGAAAAUUGCAUAGAUGAAAUGUUAUUCUUGGCUACUAAUGCUGCAUUUUGUCAAGGGUCUCUGAAUGGGCAGGUUUUCAAAAGACAGCUUCAGGAUGCUUAUCUGAGCCUGUUCACAUCCUCACAUUGCUUUUAGACCAGUAGUUUUCAGCCACUGGUCCCAUUGCCUCCCACUGGGAUCUGCAGAAAGAGGGCUGGCGUAGAGGAGGAGCUAUUUUCUGAAGCAGCAAAUGGAGAACUUUACUGUCAGCAGUAGGUCAUAGCUGUCUGGUUGGUUGUUUUAAUUAGCAGGCUAUUUUCUUGCAUAAAUGUGCCCUUAGUGGCUCACAACACAAUAAGAGUAAUACAUCUCAAAACAUCAUUGAUUAAAUGCCGCUUUUCCACAAUGAGUUGUGCCUAAAGCGGCUUACAGCAAAUGUCCAAACAUCGAAAUACAGAGCAUUGGAAAUACAAAUAUACAAAAUACAAAACAUGCCAGUAAAUUAAAAAAUGAUAAAAAUCAACUAUUUGGCAAACACAGAACAAGUUCAACAGUAAUUAUCUAGGCUUAAAGAUGUAAAUUCAAAGAAAAACAAGAGUUAACAAUAAAGUUUUUGGUACUGGUCUUGCUGCACUCCAAGGAGCCUGACUUAAAUACAAUUCAGAGAAGAGGGGUAGAUGACAUACAGCUGGCUCCCAUAUCUCUCCUCCGGGGGAGACUGACAGCAUCGAAAGGCAAAUGUCAGAGAGGGUGAUGAUGGUAAGUCUCUUCCUCAGCAUCUUGCACAUGUCAGCUGCUGAUGCAGGUCUUAUUGCCCUUCAAAAGCCCUCAGUAUCAUGGCUUAAAUACAGUACAGAGGGGAAGGGUCCCCUCACCAGACCGGGUGGCAUUACGAUAUAAAUAAUGUAAAAUAAUAGUAAAUAUUGCAUUCCAAACAACCCGCUCUUUUCAGUGUCACUUUUAUAACAUUUUUAAGUUGAUACAAAAUUAUCAGUCAUUUUGUAUCAAUAGUAUCAGUUGAUACUGUUGAAAUACACAAACCAGUCACAGGAAACGUUCUAGUGCAGCCACAUAAGAAAUUGUAUAACUGGUGCGUCAAAACAGAAAUGCUUAUAAGCUUGUUUUCCUUAAGAACUAUUUUCGCAAACCUUAAGUCUUAAUUCAUAAAACGUCUAUGUUAUUUGAAAACCACCCCAUGUCUAAGCUAAGUUCCAUGCUACUUGCAGGUGUUCUCAAGGAGACACAAGGGAAUUUUUAGGUUGAUUGGUAAAAGGAAGCCUUAUAGAAAAAUACUUUUGCUUGGUGGUACUGAGAGUUUAACAGGAAGGGUGGAUAAGCAGAGGGUUAUACAUGAUGACUUGGCUGGAACUCCUUCACCCGGCCCAGCACAGGACCCAGGGAAGCUGGGGUGCCAUUAUAGAGACAUACUGCUAAUUCUUUAUUUUAUUUUUAAGGAUUCUCAAUCAAGGCAGGAGUAUUAAAUUAGAUGUUAUGAUGUCAUUGUUCUUUUUAGCUUUGUGAACUAUCCUGCAAUCAGAACAUGCAAAAAUUAGCAUAUAGAAGAACAUAUAAUUGGAUAAAUCAGUGAAAUAGUGAAACAUUUGCUAUUAUGAUCAACUAUGACUCUGAAGAAAAAUGAGAUUAAAAUUUGAUAAAACUUAAAUGUGCAGAAGGAACUGAAUUAAGUAAUUGGGCUUAAUGAACUGGUUAAUUAUUGAUUUCAUGCAAAUGAUUGUUAUUUCAUUUGUAAUAUGAGGCUCAAUUUUUAACGAAUUAGCUGAUUUAUUAUAAUGAAGAAUCCCUUUAAUGAAUUAGUGGAUUAAAAUAAUUAGGAAACUGAAUAAUAAUUGUUUUACUGUUGAUGGACUUGCUGCUCUAAUUUGAAAGGCGAAAAUAUCUUAACUAAAUAAAGAAAAUGAAGACAAACAAAAUAUUCAUCCAAGAGAUGCAUUAGAAUUACAGGUGUGAGAUUAUUAGAUAAAUCAGGAACAUAUGGAAGCAGUCCCAGAGAGAGAAAAGGAUGCACGAGAGAUUAGAAAAAAUAUUUUUUAUAGUUUGAAUCCCUAGGGAAGAUACAAUUUACCUCAGAUGUUAUCCCAGAUAUAAAAAUAUAUAUUUUAGAAUGUCUAUGAAAUUACUCUCAUAAACCUUUCUUUGGAAAGCAUAUUACAGAAAUAGAUGCUUUUCAAGAAGGUGACUUGAUUAUAUGAUGUGUGUGUGUUAUAUAUUAAUUAAAAUAUAUUGAAAUUUAAAACCUGAAAGUUGUAUUCUGUCAUUCUCUGGCAUACUGUACCAUACCCUGGUGUUGCUGUUUUUUUGUUUUGUUUUGUUUUGUUUUGUUUUGUUUUUGCAAGUGUUUAAAAAUUAAGAAUAGUAAUAGUAAUAACCUAACUCAUCUGAGUUAGGUAAUGGCUAUGUAUUUGAAUAGGUGACUUCAGUAAAGGGAAAACUAUCAGAUAUUCAUAAAGUAGUUUAAAGAUGGAACCAUUAAAUAUUUUAACAUUUUACUUUGGACCACAUUUUUCAUAUUCUCCCAUGGACAACAUACUUGCUUCAACAAAGCAUAACUCAUCAAAUUAUGAUUGGUGGAAUAAAGUUGCAGGAAGUUUCAAAUCAUACCACUGACAAAAUCUAGUCCAGUAGAUUGAAGUCUAUUAUAUUAUGUGUAUAUAACCGUCAGAAGUGCAGAACAAUGCAAAUUCAAUGGUCCAAAUGGCUUUCUCCCCCAGAACUUUAUAAAUUAGUAACUUUACUUAUACAAAAUGUUUUGAAUUUUGAUAAGUGGAUGUUUGUUGUAAGAACAUAGGGGGUAUUUUAUGGACAGCAAAAUUUGCAUAUAUAAAAAUGUUAUCCCCAAUUUUCAUUUCAUUAAGCAGUCAGCACUACUGACUGAUGGACUGUGAUUAAUAAAAGCAUCUCAUAUGGCAAAUAAUGAGUUUCUCACAAAAUAAAUGGAGAGCUAAGAUUUUGAAAUAUUGAACUGUAUUACAAAGCUGCGGUAUUGUUGCACCAUUGGGAACUAUUGAGAGCUUUGAAGAAUAUUUAUGGCUUUCAUUGGAAUGAGACUAAACAGGCUCACUGACUACCAGCUUUAUAUAGGAAUUAAUAAAGAACUGACAUGUAGAAUCAGGAUUGCAGCUAAGGUUAACUUGCCCUUUAACUGUAGGAUAAAUUCUGCCACUUUCUUAGUCUCUUUAUCUUGCCAUUAUAGGUGAUUACAAUAAUACUAACUUUCCUUGUUUUGGUGUUUUAUUUAUAAAUUUUGAAUGAACAAGAGAAGAAAAAACUAUUGCUUGUCUAGACAGUAGAAAUAAAUGGAAAUUGGGUCUAAAAUUAAUCUUCCAAUAUUUUAUCAAUAUUUACAAAUUAGACAUUUUAAAGAAAGGUUGACAUUUAAUAGUGCUCUAACUAUUUGAGUUAUUAGACUAUCAGUGUAAUGGAUCUAUAGGACUUUUCCCAGCAGUUUUAUUAUGUGCUUUUAACAAACUGCUUUGCAGAAUCAGCUUUACUGUUCCUUAAAAAAAAAAAAGGGAACAGAACAUUGAUAUAAUUACACAAAAUAAAUUGCAAUAUCUAUUAAGACAAAGUGUGUCUCAAUUUGUAACCUUUAAUAUAAAAAAUUGUCCUUGACACCCAUAAAAUUGAAGAGAAUCUAUAUUAGUAAUGUGAAAUAUUGAAAAUCUGACAGUUUGAGGGCUGACAUGAUGCCCUUUUGUUUGUCACACUGAAAAAUUAAAAUGGUCUGGAUAAAUCUUUUCAGUGAAGAGACUUGUGUUAGGGGGAUCUGAAAUUGGGUCUCCAGCUGUUUUUUAAAAUAAAAGUUCAGUAACAGGUGAGGGGAGACUAGAAUCUUACUGGGACAUCUUUCUGAAUGAGAAAUCAUUGCCUCAUUGCCUUCUCCUCCCCUCCCUAGCUGAUUAUUUGCCUCAGGGGGCACCACGUACUAGUAUUAUAGGGCAAAGACUAGCUUGGGGUGAUUUUUUGUUGUGGCCAAUGUUCCCGUUCAAUAUUGUGGUCAUGAUUGGAUACAGCCUCUCUCUCCCCCAACCCAGGGGCCUGGUAGCCACUACAACUUUUUUUCAGUAACAUAACAACAACUAUAAUGGUAGAGAAUCUGAUAGCAUUCAAUAUACUGGCUCUUCUGUUGGGUUAUUUGAAGAGAGUCCACAAGAAGAGGAAGUUGAAGUGAUGUAAAGCAUAGUUGUGUUGGCAAAAAUGGGGAUGUGAAGAGAUGGGGGGGAAAACUGUGUGUGUGUGUAUAAUGUUCGACUUAACAAGUCUGGUCUCUGUUACAAAUUGAAGAAGAAUGAACAACCAUUUAGAAGUGGGAAUCUUCUGUUCACUUUUGAUACCUGUAGAGGGGUCAACCAGGAAUAAUUUUGGAUGUUUUAGCACCUUCCCUAAAUUUAUACUGAUUUGCUCAUCAUUUUUUGUUAAUUAUAUGCUAAUUCUCCCCCCCCCAUGAUGUAUUCUUUGUAUGGGGUAUUUAAUAUUGACAUUACAGUAUCUUUUAUUAAAAUCUAGAGAGUACUACUGCUAAAUAGGUUAGCAAGAACAAGUAUGCAAGCCUAAACAGAAUAUGGGCAAAGAAUGGAAAAUAAAUAUUUUGUAGAGCUACGUAGCAGUCAUAGCAAAUAUUUAUGAACCAAAAUUUCACAAAUGUUCUAAUUCUGCCCUAGUCAUAUGUCAGUCAAAUGGUUUGACUGUGAAAAAGGUUUGUUUUCAUUUUAAAACAAAAGAAUGAUUAUCAGUAAUAGAGACAAUUUAUGUGAGUUGUACAUAGUGAGUUUGCUUUUAAUGCCAUUAUUUUCUUGACUUUUUGUUUGUUCCUUAUUUCAGGCAGCAUUUACCAUCCUCUUGGGCCCAUUCACCUUUUUUAAUGUGCAGAAAACAAAGUAUCUUCAGAUCCUGACAUCACUCAUGAGGUGGAUAGGUAAGUCCAUGAACAACUGCUGUGCUGCACACACAUUACAAAUCAUGAUAUCAUUGUGAGUUCCUCCUCUGAUCUUACAAUAGUCAUGUCAUUAGACUGCUUUCAAUGAGUAGUUUUUCAUGCAAGUGAGAUGGUAGCUGAUAGGCAAGACUGCCAACAGUGCAAAAAUUGCUGCAUUGCUAGCCUUUGUAUCUCCCUUGGCCAGGCUGCAAUGGUUAGUUUGUAUGUCAUGAACCUCUCUGAUUCUUAGCCAGGAGACUAGGGUUUGUUGCUGCAAUUGCUAGACAUCUUGGAAACCUAGAGAGAAUAAUAAACUUCAUGAGUAAAGAGGGAACAGCAGUAUACAAAGAUAGAUGCAUUUUAUUUAAAGGUGUAAUUGAAUUUGAAGCUACAUUUGUAUGUGUUUAUGCGCCUCACACGGCCGAAAGCAGUUUUUCAUGAAUCUAAUUAAGGUUUGGGAUACAUUUGUUGCAGGCAGCAUACAUAUAGGAAGAAGACUUUAAUGAGGUAUUGAGCCCAAGAUUAGACAGAUCAACAAACACAGGACAUGCUAAUAAUAUCCCAGUUAUCUUUUAAAAAUGGUUGGCUGGGUAUUUGGUGAUAUUAUCACCCUAACAAAAGGGACUGCACUUAUUAUUGUAGCGUUCAUAGGUCUUUUUAUUACACUUUUAUAACAUCAUUUUUCAAGUCUGUUGUGAAAGCAGAAAUAGAUACGAUGUUUAAUCCUGAUCAUGCACCAUUAACUCUUUAUUGGGAAUUUAAAGAGAAAUCAUCACCUAUUUGGCAGCUACAUUACCUUUUAAAAGAGAAUUUCCGUGUGCUGCUCUGGUUCGCCAGAAGCGGCUUAGUCAUGCUGGCCACAUGACCCGGAAGCUGGACGUCGGCUCCCUCCGCCAAUAAAGCGAGAUGAGUGCCGCAACCCCAGAGUCGGUCACGACUGGACCUAAUUGUCAGGGGUCCCUUUACCUUUACCUUUAGUUUUCACUGCAGAGUAGGUGGCUGGAGUGGUGGUGAGAUUCUAAUCCCAUUGUUAUGGAUGGAUCAUGGAUCAAGUCCCCCCAAUGUCCGUAUUCAUGAAACAAAAAUGGUAUGAGUAAGCAAGAACAGCAUUUGUUUUACAAACAAGAGAUUCAUUUUGUAUCCAGUGGUGCUCACUUUACACAAAAAGGCAAUCAAAGACAAAUGCAAAAAGCAAGAGCGCUCAGUCAACAAGUAAUGAAGAGUCUUCAGCUCUGUGUAUGCUCAGAACAGAUGAAUGAUUGUGAUAUAAGUUAAAGCUACCACAUGGGGCUGUGUCUGAAGCAGUUUUGACUCCUUCCAUAUCUGCUAUAGUGGCUGUGCUAUAUAGUUCUCAUAACAAUAGAUGAAGUAGAAGCCUUCAAAGUGGGUUGUCUGAUCAGGCAUGCCAAUCAAUCACAUGGUUUUUUUUUGUUUUUUUUAAAUAAUAUUUAUUACUUUCCAACAAAUUAGACAUUACAUAGAAAAAGAAAAUAAACAAUACAAUACAAUACAAUACAAAAACAAUACCUAACACUAAACUAACAAAAACAAUUUAAACUAAGAAAACAAAACAAAAACAAUUUAAAACACAUCAAAUAGUUUCAAUCUUUCAUUCACUUAUUUCCAUGACCUCCUCACACCUCCCUUUUGUAUUCCACUUCUAUUAGUUGUUUCAGCAAUUCCUUUCCAUCUUCCUCUGCUUUCUAUCCUAUAAUUAUCUUAACACAUUUUAACCUUAUUUUUCCCUUUAAUUCUCUAUUAAUCUAUUUAUACUUAAUUCCUUAUAACAUUUCUGCUGAAGCCAUAUAACUUCAUUCCAACAUUUUUCUAACAUUCAUUGAUUUUACAAUAUUUCUGUAAAUAGUCUUUAAACUUUUUCCAAUCUUCUUCCACCGACUCUUCUCCCUGGUCUCGGAUUCUGCCAGUCAUUUCCGCCAAUUCCAUAUAGUCCAUCAACUUCAUCUGCCAUUCUUCCCGGGUGGGUAAAACUGGUGUCUUCCAAUACUUCGCGAUGAGUAUUCUUGCUGCUGUUGUAGCAUACAUAAAAAAAGUUCUAUCCUUCUUUGGCACCAAUUGGCCGACCAUGCCCAGGAGAAAGGCCUCUGGUUUCUUCAGAAAGGUAUAUAUGAAUACCUUUUUCAUUUCAUUAUAAAUCAUCUCCCAGAAUGUCUUAAUCCUUGGGCAUGUCCACCAAAGGUGAAAGAAUGUACCUUCAGUCUCAUUACAUUUCCAACAUUUAUUUUCGGGCAAAUGGUAAAUUUUUGCAAGCUUGACUGGUGUCAUGUACCACCUAUAAAUCAUUUUCAUUAAGUUUUCUCUUAAGGCAUUACAUGCCGUAAAUUUCAUACCUGUGGUCCAUAACUGUUCCCAGUCAGCCAUCAUUAUAUUAUGUCCAACAUCUUGUGCCCAUUUAAUCAUAGCUGAUUUCACCGUUUCAUCCUGGGUGUUCCAUUUCAACAGCAAGUUAUACAUUUUUGACAAAUUCUUAAUUUUAGAGUCUAACAGUUCUGUUUCCAAUUUUGAUUUUUCCACCUGGAAACCAACUUUUUUGUCCAAAUUAUAUGCCUCCAUUAUUUGAUAAUAAUGGAGCCAAUCUUGCACUUUAUUUUUCAAUUUUUCAAAGCUCUGCAAUUUUAGUCUGUCUCCCUCUUGUUCCAGAAUUUCCCAAUAUUUCAGCCAUUUGGCCUCCAUAUUGAGUUUUUUCUGUGCCUUCGCUUCCAUUGGUGACAACCAUCUUGGGGUUUUCUUUUCUAACAAAUCUUUAUAUCUUAUCCAUACAUUAAACAAUGCUUUUCUAACAAUAUGAUUUUUAAACGCUUUAUGUGCUUUUACCUUAUCAUACCACAAAUAUGCAUGCCAACCAAAUAUGUUGUUAAAACCUUCUAGGUCCAACACAUCAGUGUCUUCAAGUAGCAGCCAUUCUCUCAGCCAACAAAAAGCAGCUGAUUCAUAAUAGAGUUUUAGGUCUGGCAGGGCAAAUCCACCUCUCUCUUUAGCAUCAGUUAAUAUCUUAAAUUUUAUUCGAGGCUUCUUGCCCUGCCAGACAAAUCUGGAAAUAUCUUUCUGCCACUUCUUAAAACAAUCCAUCUUAUCCAAAAUUUGUAAUGUUUGAAACAACAAUCACAUGGUUUUGUUCAUGAGUAGGCAAACUAGGGGCCGGAUUCGGCCCAAUCACCUUAUAAAUCUGGCCCACGGACGGUCGAGGAAUCAGCAUGUUUUUACAUGAGCAGAAUGUGUGCUUUUAUUUAAAAUGCAUCUCUGGGUUAUUUGUGGGGCGUAGGAACUCGUUCAUAUUUUUUUUUUCAAAAUAUAGUCUGAAGGACAGUGGACUGGCCCCCUGCUGAAAAAGUUUGCUGACCCCUGGUUUUGUUGCUUAGAGAUCCAUGGGAGGGACCUCUUUGCCAUAGCUGUAUUCGGGUUUAGGAUUGGCUGAGUGAUGCAGAAAGCUGAUUGGCCAGAGAACAGGAGAUUGGCAGAAAUGCCUCUAAGUCCAAGGAGGCAUAAAAUGUGUGGGGAACAGGAAAGUGUGUGUGGAUUUGAGAUUUGGGGGAGGAAAUGUUUUAAAACUCCUUGACAUACUCAGUGGGAGGGCUGUGCCCCAGUAGCCCUAAUGAACCAGCCUUCACUGUCCUUAUCACACCAUUUUUAUCCUGACCAUAUAAAAUCUUUGUAGGCUCUGGCUUCCUUGCUGGAAAUGGUGAUCUCAUUAAGUGGUAUUAGGAAUGAAAACGUAAUUCCUUCUCAUGUCACUGAUCCAGGGCUGAUCACUCAACUUUCACUCUGUGUAGUGUGUAAAUAUAUCAUGCUGAUCUCAUCCUGUCUCUUUGAAAACCUGACAACUGUCUUUCCUGAAGUUGUAAGAUAAUGAAACCUUAGUACACAAGCCAGGCUUUGCCUCUGAGUGCUUGGUGAAGAUGAGAAAGGUGAGAACAGUUUGGGCACAAUGUAGGGAGAAACCUGUUCAUUAGUUUAAUUCCUGUUCAGGGCCAGUGGAAGAUAAGCUGCCCCCAGGUAAAAUUUAAUGACUAUGGCAAUGCCUUACUGACUAUUCAGUGCAUAUGAUUUUCAGUGAAUUUUUUUCGAGAGAAGAAGGAAAAUAAGAGCUUAGUGAUCUUAUUGAAAAGUCAGAGCUGUUGUCAUCCAGGGCAGUAUCUGUUUAUGCAGGGCAGCAGUGGGUUCAGAUUCUUACCAGCACCUAAUAUCUUCCUGUUAUUGUCUGAGCACACACAAGCGUUGCGAAUUCCAUGCUCAUUGGAGCAAAUGGCGAUCUUAUUAAGUGGUAAUAUGAGUUUGAAGAGCAAUCCUUUCUCAGCUUGGAAACAGAGUUAUUUGCUGUUAACAACUCUCUCACUGGCCUUAACUGAAGCAAAUGAACUCGCCUCCCCACCCCUGUUUUGCAGACUCCAUCCACUUGGACUCAAGAGCACAGAUAGCAUUUCCUGGCUCAUUACAAGGCAGUGGUGCCAAAGGUGUUUCUGGAAGCACCCUUGAGCUUUCAUGCCAAACUCUUUGUGUUAGGCAGACAGAUCCUAAUUAGUAUUUUGUACUGUUAACAGGCAUGCAUCUGUUUUUUUGUUUCUGCUACUUACAGGAGUACAUUACACUGUAGCCUUCUCUCUCUACUUAGUUUGGUUAAUUCUCUUUGUGGCACAAUGAACUUGGCAAAUCAGAGACCAGAAUCUCUUUAUAAUGGAGCAAUAAAUUUGAGGGAGCCGACUCACCUUAGUAAACUAUGAUUUUUAAAAUCUGACACACAGUAUGCCUGGCACAGGAGUUGCCUUGCUGUGCUCAGUGGUUUCAUUCAGGCUGGCGGACAUUAGUCUGUUCUGCUUCAGGUGUAUGCUAAAUUAAGAUGACCAUAGAGCAGAGUGAUCUUGACAACAAUUCUACAUAUGAAGAUCAUCUUGGGGACCUGCGUUUUUCAGUGGUAGUGAACACAGUCCCUUUGUUUUGAAGACAGCCAGCUACUGAAACAUCAGGCCAACAAUAUGGCAUAAGAAAUAUUUGAAAUCACCUAGGGCUUCAGAAUACAAGUGUGAUAAAGUCAGCAUCUCCCGACAGCUGGGGUAGAAUCUGUUAGCCUUUUGGGCAUGGUCUGGAAACAAAGGCUGGCAUGAUGUAGCAAACUCCUUGUCAUAACAAAUAAGAGGAAGAAGGGCACUGGGACACAUUACCUGAAGUGGAGCAAGCUCCAGAUAAAAGCGCCUCUCAAUGCAGAUGCCUGGAUCCAUAUUGACUCCUCUAGGGAUCCCUCUUCAUGCAUUCAUUUAAAAAAGAUUUUCAAAAUGCUUAUCUUGUUUUCAUAUUAAAACACAUUCUAGCCUCAGUAAUUCUGCCACUCUGGCAAGUGCGUUAAUAGAAUUAUUGAAAAUAAGCCUAGCUAUGGCCCUGUUAUAUUGCUGUUAGCUAAAGCAGUAUGUGCGAAAGCUUGCAGACAAUGCCUGGCGAUGUGUUAGAAGUCGGAAGGAGUGGUUGCAUAAGAUUACCAGCGGUCGAACGCUAAAUCAAUGCCUUACUUUGCUCCAUUACUAGCAGAAGCAGAUCUGUGUAUAAGAAGCAAAUGUGUCAUUCAACUAUAUAUACGUAAUAGAAUUUGUGUCACUUCAUAAAACUGAAAUAAUGUUAUGUAAAUUGGCUCUUCUUAGCACAGAAAAUGGUGUCAAGAUCUUAAAGAGUUUCAGAUAAGCUAAUGUAGCUUUUUGCUCAGAGAUGAUCCCAAGGCAGCAGUGAUGAAUGUAUUACUGGAUCACAGAAUUCAAUAAAUAGUUGUGUUUCACCUCAUGCAUUGGUUCAAGAAGUGCAAAUCAGGUAGGUUUGCAUUAAAAUACAAACUGAACACAUUUAUUAACAUGCCUAGUUAAUUAUUAAAUAAUCUGACCAUAAACAUUGAUAAAAGAUAUAACUUGUACUUAAUAUUCAUUAAAAAGUUCUUCUAGCACUUCUCUGUUAAUCUGUUUCCCACUUUAAUAAUUAUUGUUUAUUUUAUUGAAAGAAUUUCUAACCCACUGUUCAUUGAGUAAUCAAUGAGGUCCUUUUGCUCUUUGUCUCUCCAGCUGCUUUACCACACAUCCAGAUUAAUUCACGCAUCCUUAUUGUAUAGUGCUUGUCCUCCAAAAUAACUUCAUUGUCCUCCAAAUUUGUUUCCUUUUAGUUGAAUCCCAUUGUCAGCUCCAAUGCCCACAAAUGGCCAUAGUUAAGAUUCCCAAAUAUCUAGUCCACCAAUUCAUUCAGUGUGUGCUUGUUACUGCUAAAACUUAUUUAAAUGGUCUCUUACCUCUCUAACUUCCCUGUUGCUCUUCUACUCCUUCAGUUCAACUUUCCCUCCCAUCUCCGCAACUGCCUUGGGAAGCUAAGUGAGGUACCUGAACCUUUCUGUUGGACCUUGAUGGGGUUGUGUGUGUGUGUGUACGCGCACAGUUAUUUUAAGCUAAUAUGGCCCAGACAAUAGGACAGAGUCUUGGUUGGAUUGCUGGAUAUUAUCUGGUCUCAGAGCCAAGAUGUCCCAAUUAUGAAUCUGCUCCCAGAUGAACCUGACCACAUGGCUGGUCUAAACUAGUUCCAGUGUUGCCUCUUUGUGUGUGCACAUGUGCAUGACAAACAGCCAUGGAGGCUGCAUGCAGCCUCAGUAAACUGGUUUGGUUUGGGGUAACAUCUGCUCCCAGGAAUAUCUGUGAAUGAAUGAUCGCACGGGAGUUUUCUAUUCAUUGCCUGUGCUAUCAUCCACCAACCUGAGCCGACUGCAUUUUUAGACUGGAUAGAUCAACUCUUGAUCAGAUCUUAAUAAAGCCAUUCUUAAGACCUGGAACACAUAAAGGUGAAGUUGUAUUUUGCCUAUAUUGAGCUUGGUCUUCUGUGCUUGUCUAUUAUUCUGUUUCAUUUCUGCUUCAUAAGCUGGAGGGAACUACUUAUGCAGUGUGAUUUUAUUCCUUUUUGCCAGACAACAGCACAAUUUUUAUUUUUCUUAUGAAGGUUGUAUAUUCUUGCUGGUAGUGUGUUUUUCCCAAAAUUAAUGCUUAAAGGGCUUUCAUUAAAAAAGAAGGCUGUGUCAAAGAAGGAAGGUCGGAAAGUAAUGUGUGUAGGUUGCAAUGGUGUAGACAGAUUUGGCAAUAAGAUAUACUGUUGCUUACUGUAAGAACAAAUGUUACAUGGAAAUUAUUGCCAAAUUGCUCUCUGUGUAGAUUUCUCAGUGGGUAGUUGGAUAACAAUACUUCCUGUAUGACUGGGGAUUUAUGUAUUUACAAAAAAUAUAUAUACUAUUUUUUAGCCUUCAAGCGGCCUUCUAAAACUGUGAACAGGAAAAUUUUAGCCCCACCACUUAUUUAAAAAGCAGCCUCAAGAGAGGAAGAUAUAACAACAACAACAAACUCCCACAGCUUGUUUGGAUAAAAAUAACCACCACCUCCCUACAAACCAGUAAAGAUGGGGACAAGUAAACCUGUCUCAGAGUUUCAUAACCACAGUGCUGCCACUGAAGAAGCUCUGUCUCCUAUCACUGCAAGACAUGUCUCUCUCAACAGAUCAAGCAAUAGGGCUUCCGAUGAUGGCCGCAGGUGACAAGUGAGUUAUUAUGGGAGGAAGCAGUUCUUGAGAUAUCCUAGCCCCAAACCAUUUAGGGCUUUGUAGGUAAAACCAGUUGCUUCAAAUGCACCUGGAAAGCAGUGGAUCUUGCCUCUGUUCAGUUUUAACUUAACAACAAUCCUCUGUCUGAGGCUUCAUGUUAAUUUUGUGAUGAACUGACAUGCUGAAAAAUAGCUGACAGGCAGUAGCUUAUAUUAGUUCUUUUACAACCCCUUCCUUUCAAAAAUCAUAUUGAGAGGGCAGAGUAUGAUCUGUUGCUCAUCCUGUUUUUUGUGUAAACGACAUGCCGCCUAGAUCUACUGUGAACUAUGUAUAAUGGUAUUCUAAAAGUAGUUAUCUGAAACAUACUUUUCAGGCUGCCACCAUCACACAAAUCCUUCUUUGAUGCUCAGAGCAACUUCAGGUAUACAUGAUGAUAGGAUAUCAUGGCACAUACUUUUCUGAUCUUCACAACAAAUACAAUGGAUAGGUCAUCUUACACACUGGUGGCAAAGCUGUGGCUUUCCAGAUGUGGUUGAGCUGCAACUCACAGCAACCCCAGUCAGUUUAUGACCAGGAAUUAUGGUUCAGCAACAUUGGGGGGCCAUAGUUUAGCCACCCUUGGCCUAGAGCCCGGCAUGCAGUGCCUCAUUUUUUCCAUGCAGCGUUGUAGAAUGUUUAAUUGGUUAAUCAAUUAGUUUGUACUGCAUGUGUUGAGAAGCAUAUAUUAAGGGCUAGAGAUCAUGGGAAAAACACAACAGUGUGGAAGAAUUCAUCAUUAAACAUUGACUUUGUUAGCAGCUAAGGCAUUUAAUUGCAACUUGUUACAGUAUGAGACUCCUAGCAGGCUGCAGAGCCAAUGCUGAAGAGUUUACCCAGCUAGCCCUCAGUCAGGAGCAGGUUUUGUUCAGUUUGUUACAGAUGCUAUAUCUGCUAUUAUUGAAUGUUGUUAUAUUUUAAUAAUUAUACCUUCUGCAAAUUCCCCAGAGUGCUUGCUUUCAGUUUCUCAGUCUAUGUUUUCUUUCAGUGGUGCCCUCAAAUUUACUCAUUUCAGGAAAAUUAGCAUGUUAGUCCUUUGUGCAGUCUUCUUCCAUGGACUGUCACAAACACUUUGGAAAGGUAGUGCCUGGAUUUCUGCUCUUCUAACUGAUAAGACCACACAGAAGAUGGAGGCUGAAAUCUUUUGCCCACUUACUUGGGAGUAAGUCCCUUUGAACAAUUGUAGGUACCGUAUUUUUCGCCCUAUAGGACGCACUUUUUCCCCUCCAAAAAUGAAGGGGAAAUGUGUGUGCGUCCUAUGGGGCGAAUGCAGGCUUUCGCUGAAGCCUGGAGAGCAAGAGGGGUCGGCGCGCACCGACCCCUCUUGCUCUCCAGGCUUCAGGAAGCUAUCCCCCCAGCCCGGCAAGCUCCCAGAGCGAUGCCAAAGCUGCGCGCAGCUUCGCCAUCGCUCUGGGACCCGUUCUGGGGGCUGGGAUCGGGGGAAGCUCGGGCUUCCCCCACCCCCAGCCGUGCAAGCUCCCAGAGCGAUGGCGAACGUGUGCGCACCAUCACCAUCGCUCUCUGACCUGUUCUGGGGGCUGGGGGCGGGGGAAGCUCGGGCUUCCCCCACCCCAGCCCCGCGCCUGGGGGGGGGGAAAUAAUUUUCCCCCCUUUAUUUCCCCCCCAAAAUCUAGGUGCAUCCUAUGGGCUGGUGCGUCCUAUAGGGCGAAAAAUACGGUAUAUUUAUUCAAAGGUAGGUGCAUCUAGGUCCUAUAGAAACACUGCAGAAAAACUGACAAUAAAACUGGAGAGUUCUGCUUUGCACAUCUAUGCAUGUUUUUUCUUUUCAUCCUUUGAACUCUCAUUCAAUUGCUUUCCAUUAAAUUUUGGAAAGUUAUUUUUAAGAAAAUGGUUGUGUCGAUACAGUAUGCCUUGCUUCACUAGUGGAUAGAUUAGGAAAUCAAUACUAGUGGCAGGUUCCCUACAUACACACAACUGGAAAAAAUGCUCAGAUUAAGCGGUGCCUCUGAUGGAGAAGUAGCAUGUGGAAUGGUUUUCAAAAGAGGCCCUUUCUGCAGUACGGUUCCCAUUAUUUGUACACAUUUAACAAUUUAUAUAAUCUGUUGAUAAAUGUUUUAGACAGUAGUGGUGCUUGAACUUGGGAUAAGAAUGAAAACUGGGUAUUAUAACCCAAUUUUGCAUGGUGGUUCCUGACAUCAAGAGGUUUUUGUCUUUAUGGAUACAGUUGAACACCAUUUUGAAAUAAGAUGGUAGAAUAAACCUUUCAGGACUGUCCUGAUUUUAUUUUUUAUUUUUUUUAAUGAUAUUUAUUGGGGGGGGAAAUUUUAAGAUUACACAAAAGAAAAGACAAGACAGAAAAAAAAUAAAAUAAAACCAUCAUUCUCAAAUUCUCCACUUUCAAUACCGUCUUUCUUUGACCUCCUCCUCCUCCCUUUUCUUGUAUCCUGAUUUAUAAUAAUCGCAGCAAAUCCUUUCCAUAAUUCAUAGUAUUCUGUCAUUACAUUACCUUAAUCUAUUUUCAUCUUAUCUUAUGAAAAACCUUAAAGUUAAAAACUUAAAUCUUAUUUUUACCAACUUCUCCUAACCAUAACAUUCUUACUUAAUUCUGUAGACAUUUUUACAAGAGCCAAAUAAUUUCAUUUCAACAUUUUCCUAACAUUCAUCAAUUUUAUAGAACAAUCCUAAUAAUAAAAAUAAAAGAGAUAAUCAAAUCUUCAUCCAGCGUCCCUUCCUCCUGGUCCCGGGUUUUGUCAGUCCUUUUUAUCCUAUUAAUCUGGCACAUUAACCUGGUAAUCUUAUAUCCGAGGCCCUCAAGUCUCUUCCAUGUCCCUUCCGCAACUCUUCUUCAUAUUUUCCUUUCAUUCGUGGGAACUCCAGCUUGAUAAUGUUUUUGACCCUUUUCAACAAAACAGCCCCUUUUCCAUAGUCCAGACUAGACUCCAUGUGGUAUUUAAAAACAUGUUCCAGAUUCCCUCCAAAAUUGAGAGCCCCCACAGCUCCAGACAUCUGACGGCCCAUUUCCAGACUCGAAAAGUCCAAAUCUCCCUGUAUAGGGGGGUCUGUCCAACCCCCCAUUUCCAAACCAAACCAGACUUUAUCUUUCCAAGUCUGGUUUUUUCCAAGUUCAUUUGUCAAAUCCAAAAAUUUAUAUUCCUGCUGGGCCGCAGCUCCCUCCGUCUCUGGCGCCCAAGAUUCAGCAGCAUCCUCUUCUCUCAACUGUUCUGUCAUGGCGCGCUCCUGUUUUAGUUCCUGGGUGGGCUCCAUAUAAUUUCCCACUACCUGUUCAAAGGUUCUGGCCGCAUUAGUCAUCAAAUCCGUCUUCUGGCUUAACUGAUCCAAUAGGGCAUUUAUUUUGCAGAGAGCACCCAACAGUGCUUCUGAAGACAUUGUCCUGCAAGGUCACAGAUCCUUUCCCACGGUUGUAAUCAGUGACAGCUGUAAGCUCCCAGGGAUUAGUUACAAUUUCACAGUCCCCCUGUAGGGGGAAAAACUUCUGGUUGUUCUUUCUUUUAAAAACAAUAGCAACAAAGUUGCUUUUUUAAGAUAUUUUGUCCAUAUUUGUUCUUUUAAAAUGCGAAAGGAAACAAUGGAAUCACUAUGUUUCUCUUCUUCUAACUAUGUGUCAAAGACAUUUGUUUCUGGUCAGUGAGCUUCAAACGUCCAUUCUGACACCCCGCUCCAGGAUCAGGACGGUGGAAAAUUACUUUGCUUUAAACUCACUUCUGCGGGUUUAAACAACCCCAAAAAAAGAAGAUCCCCCUUCUUCUCCUGCUACCGAAGGGGGGUUCAGCGAUUUUAAAUGAUGAAAGCCAAUCCUUUGAAAGUGAUUUUUAAAGCUCUAGUUUGCGUUGUCUUUGCUUUAUUCUGGUUACAAGGAAACGGAAGGCUGACUUCCUGUUUAAACCUUCCCAUUUCAAUACCAAAUUAAGGUGAAUUUUUAAGUCCAAAUUCCUUUCUAUUUCGCCAGUUCUUAUUUAAAGUCCAAAUGUUCAAUGUUCCAGUACUCACGGUUCGUUAUUUUAGAUGCCAAAUUGUCCCAGGAAAAAGGCAGCGCUCUCCGGCAACGGCUAUGCGGCUUCGCUCCACAGAAAAAGCAAUUGACUCACAGCACCGCGCCUCUUCCCCCUCUUCGCUUCGGAGCCCGUUAGUGGGUCCCUUUGCGGGUUGGGGGGGCGCUAAGGGUGCCCGCCGAGCAGGACUGUCCUGAUUUUAACCACUGGUUUCAAAACUGUACUGAUUUUUUGUUUUCUUAGAAUUCCCAAGCAACACUGAGUGUGAUGCUUCUAGGUUUGAACUUUGGAUAGUCACUUAAUGAUGUGUUCAUUUCCCCUGAUCUUGAGAAGAUCCAGUGAGCUGCUCCUUUUUUUGUUUUAUUUACCGUAUUUUUCGCUCCAUAAGGCACACCGGACCAUAGGGCGCACCUAGUUUUUAGGGGGGGAAAUAAAGAAAAAAAAUGUAUUCCCCUCCCCAGCCCCAAAGAGCAAAGAAGCCAAGGCAGCGAGCGGGAUCCUUGUCUUCGUUUUUAGCCGCGGGGCUGGGGACGGGGGAAGCCCAAGCUUCCCCCGACCCCAGCCCCCAGAACAGGCAGCUAUCCGCAAGCCUUCCGAGCGCAGCUGUGCUCCGAAGGCUUGCGGAUAGCUGCCUGAAGCCUGCAUUCGCUCCAUAGCAUGCACACACAUUUCCCCUUCAUUUUUGGAGGGGAAAAAGUGCGUCCUAUAGAGCGAAAAAUAUGGUAAAGCAUAUGAUGCAUUAGUUUGCUACACAAGUGAAAGAAAUUAGUUCUCCAUUUCCAGAGAGCCUCUCUCUAGUGUUGCUCAAUUCUUACUUAGAAUAAAUACCUAAAAUGCAUGUGAUUUUCUUCUGUGGUGGUUCAUCUGUUACCAUUUGCCUUCUCUAAGAUGAGCAAUUAGCCAAAACAAAACAAAAGAACCCUCUUUUUCUGAGCUGCUGCAUAGAUUCAUAAUUCCAUACAGUAGUAUGGCUGUCCUGCUGCUGUUUUUAAAUUAAAAUGUAAAUUCAUCCAGAGAUUCCAUCUCUGAACUAGUUUUGUUCCCACUCCUAAAAUUUGAUAAUUGCUAAUUGGGAAAGGGGACUGGGGGAAUACUUCAAUUUUUUAGAGCCACGGCUUGUACAGAGGUUUAAAAACUCUUGCUAUUUCCAGUCUCCUGCAGUGAGAUUAGUAUGUCAGCAUCCUUCCCCUCUAGACAGGCACUCUUCUUCUGAUAAAAGGCUGAGCUUACUGUGACAGUUUAUGAUAGGCUCAUUCAGACUUCUUGCUCUUUCGAGUCUGUUUUACACACUGUACAGGUAGGAUGGGUAAAAUUCUGAGCCACAAGCCAUUUCAUGUUUGUUUUAAGGGUAUUCAAGUGACGUCCUUAUCUCACCAAGUUUGUACGUGUGCAUUUUCUUUGUUUCUUUUGAGGGAGGACAAGAACAGCUGUAUAGUGGAUAAAUAAUGCACUUAGAAGGGAGAAGAAAAUAUAUUUACAACGACAAAGUUGAAAUACCAUGCUUCUCCACAAUCUCAUCUCUUUGUGAAACAUCUGCUGAAGAACUAGUUUUCAGCACCGUCUGUUGGGGGUGAGGGGUGAGGUAAAGUGGUGCCAUUUUGAGUCUUAGUCCCUUGUUAGUUUCAGAUAAAAAAUCAAGAAUGAUAUAGAGUGCUUUAUCUGGCUGUUGAAGAUCUUGCUAGAUAAAAUGAGUGUUUAAGAAGAGCGUUCCCCCCCCCCCCCAGACUGGAAGAGAAAGUUGUGCCAUUUGCAUAGGCCACUUCAGUUAUGUUUAGCUGUGGCAUUCAGAGCAACUGUUUAUUUCAGUUUCGUGCUACAUCCAGGGUAGAAAGGAGGAGUAACCCUAUGGAACUGGCGGAAAUGACUGGCAGAAUCCGAGACCAGGGAGAAGAGUCGGUGGAAGAAGACUGGAAAAAAUUUAAAGACUAUUUACAGAAAUACUGUAAAAUUAAUGAAUGUUAGAAAAACGUUGGAAUGAACUUAUAUGGCUUUAGUAGAAACGUUAUAAGGAAUUAAGUACAAAUAGAUUAAUAGAGUAUUAAGGAAAAAAUAAGGUUAGAAUGAGUUAAGAUAAUUAUAGGAUAGAAAACAGAGGAAGAUGGAAAGGAAUUGCUGAAAUAAUUAACAGAAGUGGAAUACAAAAAGGGAGGUGUGAGGAGGUCGUGGAAAUAAGUGAAUGAAAGAUGGGAUAAUGAAAUUGUUUGAUUUAUUUUAUUGUUUUGUUUUGCUAGUUUAAUGUAUUGCAUUGUAUUGUCUUUUUAGUGUUUAAAUUUUUGGAAAAGUAAUAUUUUUUUUUAUUUUUUAUUUUUAAAGGAGGAGUAACCCAACAUGCCUUAAUAUCUGUAGUAGAGUAUUUCGUUGCCCAGGCAGUUCUAGGAAAUUGUGGUGCUUCAUUGGAUACUAGACCCACCAAAUUCGAGAAGUUUUCUUGAUAUGUAAGAUUUACAUCUUGUUCAUGACAUGCCCAAGUUCUGUCCAAAUAUACAUUGGCAGAGCUGGUGCUAUAAUGAGGCACAUUGAAACCAUUGUCUCAGGCAGCAGGCACAUGUGGUUAGGUUAACAAGCAUGGACUGUUGCUCCCAUGCCUCAUUGUUGCUCCACUCUCAUAUUUCUCCACUCUCAUUAUUGCUGCCUCUGCCACUACCAUUCACCCAGCUGCACACUGAGCCUCUCCAACACCUGCACCCUCCUCCUCUCUUGCUCUAGCACCUGAGGAAAGGCCCAAGGAGCCUUUCUCAGAGCAAGGCAUUGUGAAGUGUACUUAUAAAAAUACCUCUGAGCCAGAAAACUAAAGCAACAACAAUGAGGCAGGGCACCUGCACUGCCAUAGCUCAAAACGGUGCAUAAAUGUAGGAAAAAGUUUAAAGUUAUGCUGUUUAAAGUAACUUUCACCUUGUUCUUAAGCUUAAAAAACAUUUCUAGCUGCUACAGCAGUGUGGGACCUUUCCCAGUACUUUCACAUCUUUACCACCUAAAUGCACAGUAUUCUGUCAUACUCAGUUUGAGGGAUAUCAUCCUUUUUCUCAUGGGGUGACAUAAGUGAAUUUCAUAAAGUACAUUUAGUUGAAAUUGAGCAGCGUAGCAAGUACAUAGUUGUGCUAGUGCCCCCAGAUUGUGAAGUUUUGCUGUCUACUAGAUGAGAAUAAAUUAGGCAAAACAGCAUUCCCAUUUUGCUGACUAGGUGCCUGCAGUCUUUUUUUUAUAAGACUAUAAUGCCUCCCUAUAUCUUGCUUGGUCUUCUAUCUCCUUACAGGCUGACCCUCCACAUUGCUCCUGUGUCCUCUUUUGGGGACACUUUUUUUCCAGAGCCUGCUCACAUUCUGAACUUCUUUGUCAUUUCUGUUGAGUUCUUGUUCCUAAGAGUGAUAUAUUAAUGAUGUAUUUCAGACAUUGCAGUUCUUAUAGUUUGUUAUUCUUGCCACUGUUGUGUACUGGAAUAUGUAAUAAAUUUUAUGAAAGCUUGCAUAGAAUGAAGCCUAUGGCUCAAAUAAAUGUGAAGAAGAUGAUGCCACCUGCAGGAGAAUUGUUAAAUAACUUAAAACAAAAAACAUAAUCAUGCAUCAAAUUAAGUGAACUCUACUCCAUGAAAGUUGCACCAUAAUGAAUUUGUUAGUCUUUAAGGUGCCACAAGACUAUUGUUUUUCCUGUUCCUUCUGGAAACUUUAAAAAAGUUGAUCAAAGACAUGAUUACUUGAAAUUAAGGGGAACAGAAGUCAAUGUGGCUUACAAGAUACUUCUUUUUUAAUCUUGGUGUUAGACUAAUACUAGUGUUUCAGUAUUGUCCAUCAUUUACCCUCUGUUUGCUUUUCUCUUGAAUCUUACCUCAGAACCUCUCAGUGCCAGUGUUUUGCUGGGUCUCUAGGCCAUCACCCUAACAUUUUGCAAGCCUUUGCUUAUACAGUGGUACCUCAGGUUACAUACGCUUCAGGUUACAGACUCCGCUAACCUAGAAAUAGUACCUUGGGUUAAGAACUUUGCUUCAGGAUGAGAACAGAAAUCGUGCUCUGGCGGCGCUGCGGCAACAGGAGGCCCCAUUAGCUAAAGUGGUGCUUCAGGUUAAGAACUGUUUCAGGUUACGAACGGACCUCUGGAACGAAUUAAGUACUUAACCCGAGGUACUACUGUACUAAGGGAUCUUGACAACAACUGUCUAGGAGCAUGUGCAACUGUGAGAGGAAGAAUCUGCCCCUGAACCCUCUCCUAAGGGCAUUUCCCACCUUCAGAGGGACUGCAAUAUCCUCUCCUCUUCCUCCUCCUGUUUUCCUCCUGGUGCUUCCUCCUCCUAAGAGUCUAUCCUGAUACUUUUUCGAUGAGGAACAAAGCAAGAGGCAUGUACUGCAAGAGGGUGAUUCAUUAUCAUUAUGCGCUGGCGUAUUGAUUCUCCGCUUUGGGAGGAAAGUUCUGUCACGCCAUCAGCUAGGACUGAUGGAUAGCUCUGCCAGAAAUGUGUCAAAACUCUUGACACAGUGCUUGCUUAAACAAAUAGUUCUAAGUGGAUUUAGGGUAGGCAUGGACUAUGGGCACCUCCUAUUCUGUCAAGAUGGUGCGGUGGAAUUUCAUGCUCUCAUCUGCUCUGCAUUACUUGGAGAAGUGAAAACUGAAAGUGUCAUUCAUGCCUUCUAGUGGCAUUUGAUCAGUGUUGCUCAAGGCUUUGAGCUUAAAGAAUAUGUAUGGUUCUGGGGAAGGUAGAAUAACUGAGUUGCUGGGAAAUGGGAGACCUCAAUUUACACCUCCUGUUCUGUGUAUACCUCCUGUUGCAUGCAAUUAGAGAGCUGUUCUGGCCAAGAAUUUCCAGAGUAGUAGUCUUUUAUUACUCUGUUGCAGCAGAACCAACUAAGAGCUUUGUGGCACAUGAAAAGAGUUAGAGGUACUUAUACACAUGGUGAUGGUGGGAAGUGUUAACAGUGAGGAUGGAGGGAAAUAAAUAGUAAUGAUUAUGGACAGGAUUCUUCCACUUGUGCAACAGUACUUCUUUUCCUCCUUUCAUGCAACCCCCAAAAUUGGCUCUGUGGGGGUUGAGAGAACCCUCAGAACAGCACAUAUGGGGGAGAAGUAGUGGUAUCUGGCAAACUGUAAUGCUUGCAUAUACAGAAAGAUUGUAAAAGCAGGAUGUUGAAUUCUACCGUGUUUAAUUAACUGUAGACCUUAACAUAUCACAAUAUAAAAUCUUUGCUUUUGUCAGCAAGUUAAAUAUCCUUUAUCUUGAUUCAGUCCAUAGGUGAAUUAUAGCAUAUUAAGAGAUUUAUUAUGAAUUGAAUUGAGACAAAUGAUUUUUAUCACAGUACACGUAUUAAGGCUUAGUAGUGUCAAUAUGUUUAUGUUAUCAAUAACUGGUUUGUGGGUGUUCAUAGUAAAUUAUGUAAUUAUCACUGUCCUUUUCUGCAUUUCUUUUCCCUCUGACCUCAAUGUUGGUAAUUCCCUCACCAACCAUGUGUGGAAGUCAGGAUAACUCUUGAUGAUGUGAACUGUAGUCUGGACCAAAUGUGUUAGUCCUUAAAGUGCCACAAGAUCCUUUUCCAUUUCUGUCUGAGAGUGUAUAUAAAAAGGUAAAGGUAAAGGACCCCUGACAGUUAAGUCCAGUCGCAGAUACAGUCAUAUAAAAUUGCUCUUGACUUUGUUGCCUUGCGGAUAACCUAGCAUAGUUAUCCACAGUUGCUGAAACGUUGCUUGAUGUGCUUGACCAAUAAUGCUUAGAAUUGAAAGUCAGCUUUGAAACAAUUAGAUAUCGUCACAUUGCCCAGAAUAACUGCUAGAUUCCAGAUCAGCAGAACAAGAGCCAACACAUUUUAGCUCCGCAAGUAACAUGAACAUUACUUUUAUGAAAAUGGAACAUAAUUGUAUAGGAAUGCCAUUUGAUGAUAUUUAGGUAUAGCUUUGAAUGAGGUUUCACAAACCAGGACAGAUAACCCAAAAGUAUAAACAUCCUCCAACAAUUGUCAGCAUAAGAACAAACAAUUAGCCUGAAGGCAGAAUGAUCUAGUAGUGACCAGUGCAAGACUCCAUAGAAAAACUUAACGUUUCAGUCCCUGUUGAGUUCUUCUUGGUGGUCUGAAGCCUCUGUUGGCCUACACUUGCUUUAUGUGUGACAGGAGCACUCAUUCCGAAAAACUUCACACUUUCUGUCAAACAAUACCUGAUGAGCUUGGGAAGGCUAAACUAACUUUUCCGUGUUCCCUGUGGAGAUCCGUGUCCUUAUCUUUCUGCCACAAAUGGAAUUUUUAAUAUCCCCAGGCUUCCAGGCUUUCCCUAAGUACCAAUGUUUAGAUAUAGGCUCAUACAUAUUCAUUCCACAUCUGGCCAGAAGAACAGUUCCCUGUAGCAGAGUUGUCCACUUCUCUAAAAUCAACAUCUUCUGGGUCAAGUUGGGCAGACAGCAUUUGUUUUCCUCACAGCAGGUCUUGCAAGAGGGAGUCUCAUCACUCUUGAGUUCCCCUUCAGAUUUUCUCUUUGUUCUAGGAGAGGGGCAGGGAAGAAAAAGACAUUAUGUGCCUUCUUUGCUGCUCUCAUGUGUUACAAGCCUGGUCAUAUUGUGCAGGCAUAUCUUCUUUUAGAACAUGCUUUUAGAGCACCUUGAGCAGGAAACAAUGGCUUUCUUUUCCUGACUACUACCUUAGACUGUGACUUCUUUGUAGCUCCUUUUUUAAAAAACAACUACAUGAAGACGUCAUAUUUAAUAAUAGUAUGUGUCGGGCCUUUCCCUGACUCUGAGGUGGGCUGCAGAUGGGCUUUGUCUCAGGCAUCAGAUCAAGGAUAGUAGGGUCUGAGGCAAAUGUGGAGUUUGAGCCAGGCAGAAAGAAGAAUUCCAGGGGUUGAAGGGCCAAAGGCAAACAAGUUAUGAUCAGGAGACCAGAGGCCUAGACAGGCAGCUUGUACUGACAAGUCUGCAAGGGCUUUUGGGGGCUUGGUGGGACCUAAUUGACUUGGAGAGACAGUUGACAUUAUUGGAGGCACCACCAGUUCUGAGAGGGUCUUCCAAUGCCUCCCCCCCCCCGGUCACUCCAUUUCCGCUCCUGGUUCUUCACUCUUCUCUUUGGCCUGUCUAUUUUUUGUUUUUUAGGUAUAGGUAUCAGCAGCAGUGGUGCUGCUUUUCACCCUCCCUUUCUCUGUGACUGGGUAGGUUGCAAGCAAGCAAGACAAAGCUGCUUGCCAGCAUAUACCAGAUCCUUCAUGACUCCAGCUUACAAACAUUUCCAUUAACAAAAAUUCAGAACCCAAGGCAGGAGUGGGAGCUGGCUCAGGCAGUAAGACACUAGCUUUGACACUGCAGAAUUGUUGAGGAUAAAGGAGUAAAAGGCAUUGGAACACUGGCUGUUGGAAACCUUGGUUUGAGACCCCCUCAACACUUUUCCAUGUGGCACAGAAUAGGAAUGUGGAACCCCUUUCAGCCUGCGGGCCAUAUUCCCUUCUAGGAGCCGCAGUGGCAGAUAAUGACCAGAGACAGAAGUGGAUGGAGCAAUUAAUUUGAACAUUAAUGGUAAGCGCACACACCAUCUCUAUCCAGGCAGGCAAGAGACAUUAUCAAAGUUUCAGGAUUUCAACCAGGAAAACACUCAAGGAAGGUAUAAAACAGGGCUGGUGAGGUGUGGCCUUGAGAAACCCAGAAGCCAGAUAAGAGAGAACUGGAGGGCUUCCAGGUCUGAGGUUCCCCUUCUGCUUUAGACUACCAGAGCAUUUGAGUUGUUGUAUUUAUCCUCAUUGCCUUUGUUACAUGAAUACAGAUGCGUGAAGCUUCACAUAUGCCCACAAAACCCAGCUUCCCUCCUGGUCUAUCAGGAGCUAUCUGUUACAGACUAUCACCCUCUCUUCGUUUUGAUUUAUCGCUGGACAUAACUGGGUUUUGGAGCUUUGUCUUCAUCUUGCUGCCACAUAGGGACAGGAAGAUAAAUCUAGCCUGUGAAUGUUUAGCUGUACAGUUCCAGCAGCACAAGGGAAAGGGAUGUCCUCCUAUAUCCCCUUGACUAGGAAAAUAGAUCUGCCAGGAUAGCUUUGGAGUGUUGAACUUUACCAGAUCUUUGUACAAUGUGCGUUGAAAAGAUUCCAUGUACUUCAAAAUAAGAAAUUUGGCUGAAAGGAUAUGAUUUAGGAAGGCAGAUCAGAUCUCUGCUGAAAAAGGAAAAAGAACCUAUUAUUGCAAGUGCUGGUACAGUUCUCAUAAAGGACAAUCUGUAUACGUAAGUGUUGCAUAACUAUUGAUAGUUUGCAAUGUUACAAUCUUCCAUAAUGGAGAAGGUGCCUGAAUUUCAAAAGUACCCAUCAUUUUACCCAGAAAGUAAGAUGAUACUCCUUAAAUAUCCAGUGUGGGAUGGGAAGAAGAGGUCAUUUCACUGAAUUCAGUAGUCAGCAGACCAGGCCUUGCACUUUUGUCACAAAAAUAACUUGCUUUUUUAAAAAGGGUGAGAGAAAUCGACCAAUUCACAGGAUUAGUUCUCUACAGGAAGGCAAAAUCAGGUCAGCUUUUUGCAGUGUAGGCUACCCUUAAAGCACCUGCUGGUUCAGAAAGGAGAAAUAGACAAGCUCUUAUUCCACCAUGACUUGAUGUUUGUGGACCUGUUGGUCUCUGACUUGGAAAAGCACCACAUCCCGUGCGGCACAGGGAUGGCAUGUUGGACUGACUCCUGAAGCAGGUUUGGAAUGAAAAAUGUGCCCUUGCAGGGUCACCCUGACUAGCAAGCAGCUACCUGUUUUCAUUAGUGGAGCAUGCAGAGACAUACCAGGUGACAUAAAAGGCAUUAAGUUCAAGAGUCUGGAAAGUGUGGGUGUGGGAAAGUCUAUGGGGUUCAUGCCGAUAGCUUUGCUGAAAGGUCAGCUCCUUCCUAUUUAAGUGUUUUGUUUGUAAAUAGAAUGUAUUUUAUUUAUAAUUCUUAUCAUUUAUACAAAAAGAAUUACAUUAAAAAAUAUAAGUAUUUCUCGAUCAGUGUUACCCUUGUGCUUGAUGACCAGAAACAAGGUUUUUUAUAUCAGGCUCUAUUGCUGUGAGGAAUAACCCAAAGAUCACCUCUGACCAUUAUAUGAAGGUGGUUUUGCGUGAGGCUAUGUAACUCUUGCAUUCAGCAACGUAUCUCUUUGUGCAGUAAUACUUGCAUGAAGAGACAGCACCCCGCACACUUAGCACUGCUGCAGCCGCGCAGCAUUGGUGUGCGGAAGUGGGAGGGAAAAGGAAACGGAAGCAAUGUUGCCGCAGAGUGUGCGUGGUGCUCCAUCCAUUGGGAAGCACAGUCACUUCUCUGUUCACUCUACAUCUUUGUUUUCUUUUCUCAGUCACUUCUCUGUUUUUAUCACUUCUCACUUCCCUCUGUAGCUCCCUAGUCUCAUGCCGUGGCCCCCCAUUUAUCCAAUUUCUGGAAUAUCAUGGGGGCCCCCAGGGAGGCAUAUGCCCCCCCGGUUGGCGAGCACUGUUUUGUUAGCUUGUGGGCAAGGACUGUUUUGUUGCAGAUUGGUUUUGUAUGAGCUGCUCUCUGAGACACUGGGCUGAAGAGCAGGACACACAUGAAUGAAUAAAUACUAAGAGUGGCUUGCAUUCCUUAAAGUACAUGCUGCUUCUGGUGUGGAAAAGAAUGGGUUAAAUGAGCAGCCUGUACCUGAUAAGGGAACUUGGCAAGGAAAUAGGUCAGAUCUUCACCCUUGAUUGAGCAGAGAUAGUAGAGAUUUACUGCUUCUCUCUCUGCAGGGGAAGAGGUGCAGAGGUCUUGCAGUUAAAUAUAGUUAAGCUACGGCAGAGAUACAGGACUGGACACCACAAGUCAAAUUAUUUUCCCCAAAGAGAAAGAUCUGGAUAUCUUCCGCUUGCUUUUUCUGAGAAGAAUAACCUGCCUUGCUUGUUCUUUCUUGAGAGCUGUCUCUUCCAUGUCACUCCUGCUCUCUUGUUCCUUUGUUCCUGUCAGAAUGUCCGAGCUCACAAUUCUCUUAAACUCUGUUGAGAAUAUUUGGUGUCCUUGGGCAGGUUCUAGAUGACUUGAAGGGCUUUGUACCUUUGCUGUGGUGGUUUGUAGUUUUUCUGUAUUUGUCAUUGAUAGAAGAGACUUAUAAGGGGCAGUUCCAGCUGCUUUAUAAUGAAUCUUUGGUUCCCCCCCUUUUUUUCCCUUUUUUUGUGUCUUCAAGACAGAUGAUUAAAGGAAAUUCUCCAGUAAACAAAGAGGUGGCAAAUGGUUUCUAACAGAACAUCUAACAGAUGCUGUACAGAGCAUCUCAUGGUGGUUAUUUUUGAUUGUUACUAUGUUAUGUGUUUUUAUAUUUUAAAUUGCUUCGUCAUCCUUGGAGGAAGGGCAGUAUAGAAAUUUAAUGAAUCCUCCUCCUCCACCUCAUCAUGAUAGUAAUAUACACUGAAAGCCUGUCUGGUCCAGUGGAUAGAGAUAGACUUGUAACUGGAAGGCCCGCAUGCCUUAAAAUUCCACCCUUUGAGCUAUCUUUUAUUAUAUAUGUAAAACACUAUUUAUUCAAGGUUCCUAAUUUCUCUUUAUGGUAUUGAUAAUCUCAAUCUCAACUUCUUUUCAGUCUUCCAUGUGAUGGACCUUAAGAUAUUUGAAGAUGGCUAGCAUAUGUCUUCUCAGUCUCCUCUUUUCCAUGUUAAAUAUACCCAGCUCCAUCGACCGUUCCUCAUAAGGCUUGGUUUCCAGACCCUUGAUCAUCUUGGUUGCUCUCAGGACUUCCGGGUUAGUGCCAUCGGCAAUGGCGGAGUUCCUCUGACCGAGAGGAACCCGCUCCGUGAAAAUCGGGUCUUGCCGCCGCGGCGAAGGCGGAGACCCUCUAAAAAUCCCAGGCGGAGGAAGCCUGGGAACGUGGGAUUCGGCUGACACCAGGAGCGCCUCCCCUACUCGCAGGGAAACCCUUUUCGGGGAUCCGAAGCGACGUGGGGUGAGUGGCGCGGUGUUUUGAAUCAACCGCUACUUUCACGGAGUGAAGCCGCACAGCCGUUGUCGGAGAGCGCUGACUUUUUCCUGUGGACAAUUGGACUCUAAACAAGUACUCGUGAGUAGAACGGAAAAUUGGAUUAAGAAACAUUUUAAUUUGGCACUGAAGCGGGAAGGCUCUAAACAGGAAGUCCGCCUCCCGUUUUUUGUAAAUAGAUUGAAGCAAAAACUUUGUAAGCUAAAGUCUGGAAAGUUGUAUAUAAAGGUCUAAAUUUCCUUCAGCUAUUACCACCAAAACCCCUCUUGGAAGCAGGAGAAAAGAGGGGGAAUUUUUGUCUGUUUAAGCCUGCAGGAGAGAGAGUAAAGAAAGAUAAAUUUCCACCGUCUCAAACCUGGGAACGGGGUGUCAGAGACAGAAAUUUAUGGGGAAGUUCAUCGACUGUGAAUGGAACGUCUUUUGACAGAUAGUAAAAGAGAAACAAAUUGACUCCAAUGUUGCUUCUUGCAUUCAAAAGAAACAAAGUAUUUGAAAAAUGAAAGUAAUUUUCUUUUGUUGGUCCUGCUUUCAAAAGAUGGAUACAAAUAGAAAUUGUCUCCUCUAGAGGGAGCUUGUUAAUUUGUUGCCGGAGUCGAUCUGGGGAUUUCACAGCUGUAAGAUUAGGAUCGUGAGACCAGACUCUGACCUUGAAUAAAAAUGUGUUUAGAAGAAGUUUUGGUGCUUGCUUUUUGCAAGACAAGCGCUUUGCUGGAGCAGAUGCAUGAGAAGAUGGAUUUGAUGACUGUUGCAGUUAAAAACUUUGGACAAACGGCGAAUACCCAUAUAGAAACCAUUCAGGAACCAGCCCAGGAACUUGUUUUGACAGGGCAAGCGCAAGUGCAGAAGAUAAUGGAGGAGGUUGCUGUUGAACCUCAAGUAACACAAAUGGAGAGAUCCGAGGCCUUGCAGGAGCAUAAGCCGCUGUUCUUGAAGUUUGAAUCUGGAGUGGACCAGGGGGGGUCUGGAGUUGUGAGGGCUCUUAAUUUUGGAAGGACUUUGAAACAUGCUUUUAAAUACUUUCUGGAUUACAGUGUUGACUGUGGGGAAUGGGACUGUGGGGAAUGUGCUGAUCUGCUGAGGAGAGAUGGAGAUAUUUUUGGAUUGGAGUCCUCCCGAGACCUACCCCCAAUGAGAAAGGAAAGAAAUUAAGAAAAGAUCAACAAAAGACAAAGUAAAGUGCAGGUAUAAACAAGAAGAAGAUCUGCAGAAGGGACAUGGAAAAGACUUAAGAGCCUCGGACAUAAGAUCACCAGGUUGAUGGACUAGAUGGAAUGGACAAGAAGGACUGACAAAACCCGAGACCAGGAAGAAGAGACGUUGGAUGAAGAUUGGAAGAAAGUUUUUAAAAAAUUUAUUUUGAGAAUUAAUGUAAAAUUAACGAGUAUUAGGAAAAAUGUUGGAAUGAAACUAUUUGGCUUUAGUAGAAAUGAUAUAAGGAGUUAUGUACUUUAAGUUUUAAGGUUUUUCUUUUUUUUAUGGUAACAUAAGGUUAAAUAAAUUAAGGUAAAUUGAAUGACAGAAUAUAGUGAAAGAUGGAAAGGAUUUGUUGAGUUAAUUAAAAGGUUAGAUCGUUAAGAUAAAUUAUAUAACAAAAAUUGAGAAAGAUGGAAAGAAUUUGCUGAAACAAUUAAUUAAAUUAGAAUACAAAAAGGGAGGUGUGAGGAGGUCGAUGAAACAAGUAAAUGAAAGAUAAAGAUAUGGAACAUUGGAUGUGUGUUUUAAUGUUAUUGUGUUUUUCUUUUUUGCUGUAUUGUUGUAUCGUUUUUUAUGCUUUUCUUUUUAUGUAUUGUAAUGUAUGCUUUGUCAAUUUUUUGUUGUUUUCUUUUUUUCUUUUUUCUGUAAUUCUUAAACUUUUAAUAAAUAUCAUUUUUUUUAAAAAAAAAUAAACUUGGUUGCUCUCCUCUGCACACAUUCCAACUUGUCAAUAUCCUUUUUAAUUUGUGGUGCCUAGAACUGGACAUAAUAUUCAAAGUGUGGUCUGAUGAAAGCAGAUCCUUGAAAAAUUGUGGCAAUCUGGUGAUGCUUUGCCGCAGAGAAGGUUCUCUUUAUGAGGACUCUCCAGACGCUUAAUGGUGGUCACCAAGCAGUACAAGAAAUGAUGGUAGGAUGAUAGCAACCUGUAUAAAUUGCUCAGUUCUUGUUGCUUUGGGUAUAAAAAAGUGGAGUCCUUGAAAUAUAUUGUCUAUAAGAUUUUUCUGUGAGCAUGUCAGUAUUCAAAUGAUGAACUGGAAAACAAAAUAGGCUUUGACAUGUUAGGCCUGCUUUUCAUGACAGUUGACCCCUUUUAUAUAGAUAGAGUUAUGCUGGAUGCUGGGAAGCAUAUGUGCCCCUGGUACAAUGAGUGAUCUUGUGGUUCUGCAUAGGCAGCUACAAUGGAGGGAGCACAUGACUAAAAGUGCACUUGAAUUUACUAAAUAUUGUAUCUUAGGUUUGAUUCCAUAAUACUCAUAGGCAAUAUAAGUCGCUACUCAAUUUACAGGGGGACUGUCUUCCUUUUUGUAUCUACUGUUAUAGGGCCUUUCAGAAUGUGCAGCUUGUCGAUUUAAUUAAGAGCCCCCUAGCAUUUGUCCCAUAAGCCCAAGCAUUGCUGUAAAAUCUGGAUGUAGCUGGGUUCUUGUGAGUGGCUAGUUAAUUGGGUGUUUUCUGGUAGUCACCCUAGUUUUUAGUCCCUGUGUCUCCUCUCUUGGUUGCUGUGCUGUCAAAGUCCGUCUUUUUAAAUGGCUUUAAAUGUUCUGUGCAGUGGAAGUGUGCAUUAGCAUUCUGUGUGUUACAGUAUCUGAUUAAUUGGUUUGGGGCUUCUGUUUCUCAGCCACAGCUAAAGACAGUUUGUACAAAUGCCAAAACAGCCCAUCUUGGCCCAUUUGUUAUCCUAAGCAGCCACUCUCCCCACUGAAUACACCAAGUUGAGGCAGGGAGCAGGAGACGUUCCCCUUUCAAGCACAAAAUGGCCAGUCUCUGGAACAAGCAUGCCAGCUUGCCCCCGUGAUUGAGGGGGCUGGUGCUGCCCACCAUGUGCAUCUUCCGUGCAACUUGCUGAGUCAUUUCCACAUGCUGCGCGACAUGCUGACAUGUUGUGAGCAGCGUGUGCAAGUGAUGUCAGCAUGUCGUGCAGCAUAUGUACAUGGUGUGCACAUGGUCACCAUGGAAUUUAGAGGUUGCCUGGCCCCCUCCUUGAAAAUUGGGGGGGGGGGACUUGGCCCCCUGCCCCCUCCAAUGGUGCCCCUCCUCUGGAACACUAUCAUAAAGGGCUGUAACCUACACAAGAAGAAAGUUCGCAAUCAAAAUGAUGAGGGCCUAAGGAAUGAACUAAUUUUUUUCAGCCACUUCAGGUUUGGGUUUGUAAAAUGGUUGCUUUCUGUUUUAGAGGCUGUUAUGAUUGCAAGGCUCAAAAGGUCAGCAUAAGAAAUCGAGAUUGGAGAGGAAAAAUAAUUUAACAGAAAUGAAACUUAAGCAGAAAUUUACUAAACAGCAGUGGCUGCUGGUGCCCAUUAAGAUUGGUAGGGUGGAAGUCAGGGAGAACAACAGUAGGUAUAGCAGAGCCAAAGACAGGUAAAGCCAACUAAGAUUUGUCCCUAACCUCCUUCCUACAAAGUUCUGCAAAGGCAACUCUGAGAUGGAGGAGGCAGCCAGCAGCUAGGGCCACCCACUAGACUGGAGCCAAGAAAGAAGACAGGCUUAAGGUGGUGGUGGCUAAGGGCAGACUGAAAUUGGUGGGCAGCACACUAAUUGCUCUGAUGGAUCAAUCACAAUGUCACUGAGAAGGGGUGGGGCGUAUUUGGACCAAGUUGAUUGAGAAGAAGAUCCCACACUCCUAUUAGCUAAUUCAUUAGAAUUUUAGAAAACAUAAUGGAGCUGAAUGGAGUGCCCAGUGGUCAAGGAACAAAUCUUCAAACUGAAGGUCCUUGUGCCCUUCAUCAUACUGCUCAACUUCCUGUUCAAGCACAUAUGAGGGCCCUAUUUAUUCUUUAUUUUAGCUCAGUAAAACUAUUUUUGUUACUAUCACUAACGUUUAAUAUAUGACAUUAGACCUGCUUUGCCUUGCCCCAGCAAAUCUUCUUUCGGCAAGCAAAUAAACAGCAUUAUAUGUUGCUGUUGUAGUAAAUGUCAAGUAAGUGUGUGCUUUAUGCCUGCAUUUCAACUCCAAUUUUCAGUGCUCUCUUUUCAGUCCCUGUUAGACCUUCUCCCAAUUGAGAUUAGUCCCAGGCAGCUUGUUUGGCUGUUUCUUAUUCAGAGCAAUGUCAGUGUGUUCUUUACAAAUACCCUAAAUUUAAAUAUAAGCCAGUUGCAAAUAUUCCUGUCUGUGUCAUUUAUGUAAAAUACAGUUCCACUCUCCUCAAACAAAUGCUGUGAAAACCAAAGGGCAUGAGCAUUGUCUCUUGUGCGCUCCUGUGCUGCCCAGAAGCAAUCUUUCAAAUGCCCUUUCCGCCAAAGUGGUACAUGCUCAUGCUAGGAAAUGUCUUCAGUGCACUUUUACUAACAUGAAUGAGACUGGGGACCCUGGGGUAAAGAGAAGGUGUUGAGUUCAAAGACAACAGUUUUAUUUUAUAUUUCUUUGAGGACUCAAGCAGCAGCUGUGAUGGGUCAAACCCAUUUCCUAUGAGGCAGAUGCCCCUGAGAGAAAGUGUGAUUGCUGGAUAACCCUGUUUCAAAGAUAGCCAACUGUACUUUUGUAUUGGAGUCCCCACCCACAGUGUACAGCCUGGUGCUGAACACACGUAUUUAUCUCCUUGUAGAUCUUUUCUUUGUAUGCAGCACCGCUUUCUCCAGGGAAGCAUGUGUCGUCGUCCCCUUAUCACUUGCACUAUAGACUGUAGUGAUUUCAGCACAGAGAUUAGAGGAGGAAAUAUAUAUUUUUGUGUGCAUAGCUUCUGCUCUGACUUCAACAUGUUCCUUUUCUCUCUCCUUCCCCACCCCUUGUCUUCCAGCAUUUGUCGUCAUGAUAAUUAUAGCCCUUCUCCGGAUUUCCAAAGGGAAAGGGGAAGGCCACCCUCCUUUAGCGCAACUCUCAGGGAUCCGCAAUCUCUUUGGGGUGUGCGUUUAUUCCUUCAUGUGCCAGCACUCGCUGCCAUCUCUCAUCACUCCCAUCUCCAAGAAGAAACACGUUAACAAGUUGGUCCUGCUGGAUUACACCUUAAUCCUGGGUUUCUACAGCCUCUUGUCCUUCACUGCUAUCUACUGCUUCAAGAAUGGGACUCUCAUGGAUAUGUAUACGCUCAACUUCACCAGCUGUGACAUUGUCAAUAUCGCCGUUAUCCGCUACUUCCUGGGCCUCUUUCCUGUCUUCACCAUCAGCACCAACUUUCCUAUAAUUGCUGUGACUCUGAGGAACAAUUGGAAGACGCUCUUCCACCGGGAAGGGGGAACCUACCCAUGGGUAGUAGAUAGGAUUUUUUUCCCAGUCAUCACACUCAUUCCCCCCAUUAUCGUGGCUUUCUGCACCCACGAUUUGGAGUCCUUGGUGGGCAUUACUGGAGCCUAUGCUGGGAAUGGGAUCCAGUAUAUCAUCCCUGCUUUCUUAGCAUAUUGCAGCCGAAAAGACACUCAGCUGAUCUUUGGAAAUGGCACGCUCAAUAAACAUUUGUCCCCUUUCCGGCACACAUUCUGGAUUGGAUUUGUCCUACUCUGGGGUCUUUUUUGCUUUCUGUUUGUGACUGCAAAUAUCAUAUUGAGUGAAACUAAGCUCUAAUGAUGGAACGAUGCCGUUUGUUAUCAAAGAAACUGGAGUUGACUUCUGAGACUUCUUCUGAUCUUGCACCUCCUAAGAACCUGCUAAUACCGUCUUGAGCUUGAUGCUCACUUUAUCAAUUUUGGGUGCAGUGCUGCUUGUCGGGUUCCAUUCUUAAUUCAGAUUUUCCCCUUCAAAGUAUAAAACUUAGAGUGUGGUCACUCUACCAGGCUGCUGUGGCCGCACAGCAUCUCUCUAUAUUUGCCUUGAUCACAGAUUCCCAUACAAACUGUCUUCCUCUCUUGUCCUAUGAUAUGUCAGAGGCUGUCAGAUAUGCAUCUCUCCCUCAAGAGUGAUGGAGAGGUGAGCCUUGCUGAAACCAGUCAAGCAAGCAGCCAAUGAAAGCAAGCAAUGAUUCCUUAUCAUUCUCAUGUCCCCUGAGGUGACUCUCCUUUUUUCCUCAACUAACAGGGAAGAAUCAAGAGAAAGAUGGACACAACUAGUUGAAUCAGAUUUCAUUGAAAUGUUCAAUGGCGUAGGGUCAGCCUACACUGAAAAAAAUGAGGGAGAAAAUGCCCAGGGGUAGAUUCUUCCCACUCCAGCACUACUGUUGUUUCCUCCAUUUCUGUUACAGUCUUUCCAGCACACAUCUGCCUUGCUGCAUGUAAUGUGGGAUCAGAUGCAUAGAUGUUACUGUGGAUUUAAAUGAAUACUUUUCAUCUGGUGAGCAUUUUGCUUCUGUUCGCUUUUGUGUUUUCUGUAUGUAAUGCCCAAUCCCCUCCAUACUUGAUUCUAUGCAGAGGGUGAAAAGGAGGUUGCGGUUAAGUCUGGGUGGGUACCACCAAAGCCUUAUUUCAUGAAGCAUUGAAGGGAAAGCCUGUUUCCACAGUUCUUUUUUGCUGCUAAGUCGCUUCAGCAUUACCGUGGUCCUCUGUUUCAUACCAGUCCUGAGGCAGCAGGGCAGGCCCUGACUGCAGCACUCUCCAUCGCAGGCACGAAGGUGCUAAUUACUUGCUGGAUGAGUAACAUGUAAAAGAAGCACAGUUCUCAUUUCCUAGCACCUCACCUGCGUGUUGCCAGAUGUGGAGGGCAGCACCUAACAGCGUCUUUAUGAAGAAAUUGUAUGAGUAAGUGUUACCAGAGAGAAUAAAAUCAUGAGUGGAAGCUAAAGCAAGAGACAUUCAUGCAGCCAUUGUUUUCUGUUUGAAUAUAAAGGCAAUCAUUACUUCCCAAAGCACACUAAAUUGCCAAGAGAAUUCACUCCCGCUCACUAAAAAUUAAUCUCCCACCUCAUCCCAGGUUCAUGGUUGUUGUUUUUUAAGGUUCCCACUACUUUGCCUACAACAUGACCUCUUUUUCAGUUUAUGUAAAUUUAAGCUACAUCUGACUAGUACUGUGCUUUGAAACCUGGGUCUGCCACAGGUAAAUCUAAGAGAUGUGUGUGAGGGGGUCUUAUGUUAAACAUAAAAGAAAUGCAGAUUGGAAGGGGGGCUAUUAACUCCUUCCUUGCCUGUGCCUUAUUUCCCUGUACUCUGUCCCCUAAUGUCACUUUUCCCUUGGCCAGGCUGCUAUAUCAGAAGUAAAUCAGUGUGAGAGACUCCUGGUAGGGAAAUCUGCAGGGAAGCUUCUCUCUUCACCCGCACAUCCCUUUUGCUCUUUAAAUUAUCCUCAUCCUCCACCUCCCUGCUUUAUACAUGAUGGGGAAAGGUCUGGAUUUAAAGACACAGGUCUGCUCCUAAUUGCAUGUAGUUCGGACUGUAGGAUCUUUGCCGACAAGGAGUACUGACCAUCAUUCUGUGAUGAAAUCACAAAAAGCAUUUAGGAGAUUGCAGAGCUUAGGAGGGGUCAUGGGUCACAAAGGUUUUAAUAUGAGGGAAAUUCAACUCUUUUCACUUCAAAUAUGUUUAAACUGCUUUUUCUAUUAUUAAAUUUCAUCUUCCAAACCCCCGGAUUAUACUUGCCUUUUCCAUCCUGGUGUAGCUGUGAUAUUAAAUUUGACAUUUCAUCAAAGUGAGUUAAGAAAUUCAGUGGUUUUUUAAAAAAUAAAUCAAAAUUACUAUCAAGUAUAAUUAUCAAAAUCAAAUUGGUUUUACUGCAGAAAACCAGAUUGUUGGAAGGUGUGUUAAAAACAAACACAGCAAAUUUUGUAACGCAACUCUAUUCAUAGAUAACAAAAGUCCUUGAUAUGUUGCAUAAAGCUAUGUUUGCCGACUAGGGGGAGUUUGCUCCAGGCUCAAUAAAACCUGAUGACAUCCCUCUCUUCUUCAUCUCAAGCUGUACUUGGCAGUCCUUGCUGGUGCAUCAGAGUCACCUAUACAACCUGAAAGCUUGCAGAUAGCUGAUGCUGCUCCUUUGACACCAGGUUUCUGAGAACUGUCUCUGAGUGAAUUGGUAAGGAAUUACACAGUGCCCAGGUUGAGGGGAAACAAAAUUACAGAUUUUAAGAUUCUAUGUGCACAAUCCAUUUGAAAUGGGAACCAUCCUGCCACAAUUGGUUCAGAAGUUUAACAACUGCUUCCUUCUGUCACUCUUUCCCAUCACUGUUAUAAGACUCUUGUCAGACUGGAAGUGAGAAAACAGAGCUGUCACAUGGAGGCCCAAGCCUGCCCUUGUGCAAUAUGAGACAGGCAAGGAUAGUAUCACUGCUGGCAUUUUAGCAGCAGAAUAGAUGUACCUGAGAAAUGACCUAUAAAUGUAUGGAAAUUGCAUUGUGGCAAUCUCAUCUUUGGCUGGCUGUAGAAUGUGCUUAGCUGCUGCAGUGCAGGACAUCUUCGGGAGAAGACAAGCCUAAAGAGGAAACCCUACACAAAUCUGAAGUGGAGUCCCUAAGGCUGUUGGGUGACAUCUUGUAUGCCUCCCUCCAGCAACCCCUGCAGCCAAGCUGGUGCCAAACGUAUUGCUCUGCUUUCCUUUGGACCACAUCAGUGAGGCCGAGCGGGGGCAGCCUGGGACCUUCAUACACACUGCCCAGGCUUGCCCCACCCCACCCCCGGGAGGACACUGGUGCUGUUACUGAAGCUAAAACAAUAUGGGAGGCAGCAGUUAUGAGUUAUGGUUCUCUGCAGCAGCAGCAGGUGGUUUAAUUCUCUUAACAGUUUGAUUUCACCCCAAGAGAGACCCAUUGCCUCUUGAGAUAGACGGAUGCCAACAAUACAGAAGGUGCUGAAUAACGCAAGCACUGUGUCUACUUCAGCCCCAUGGAGCGGUCACUGAAUUUUUCUGUGCUUUUGACUCUCAAGAUAAUAUGGGUCACUUAAUGCACAUCUUCACCGGCAAUCUUCAAAGAGGUUUCUUCUCUUCUGACACACCUUUUCGGUUUCUCCACGAGCCAUCUCAGAAGAACAGAAAGCACUGGGUUUCACAGAAAGCUGAAGCUGGACAAAUUGCUAAGGUUACAGCCAAACAGCAAGCCUAGUCUGGGACUUCUGCUACUUUAGCAGUUCUGUUUUCCAUCUUGUCAAAAGUGUACUACAAAGCACAAUUAUGCUAAUUGCCUGUAUUGCACAAGAAAUGUGUCCUUUGGACAGCCUCCCCAUCCCCACCACCUCAGCUAUACGUUGUCGUUUGGGAUUUCUCCCUUCCCCUUUUAUCUAAAUCCCAUGUGGCAUUAUGUGCCCUUUUGGCUUAGAUUAUAUCUUUUCUCCUUUUAUGUUGCUCCAAAGGUUAUAAAAUGUGAAAUUUCCUCUUUGAUUUCAAAAGAAACUUGACAGUCAGGGAUGACUUUUCUCUCUGCAUGAAUAGGAAGAGCACUUUUGAAAUGGCUUGGCAGUAGUACCUUCCAUUCCUCUCUCACCUUGAAGAACUUCCUUUCCUGUUUUCUGAUGGAUUUGUAUUGAUGUACCUUCCCAGGUGCCUUCAGUAUGUGAGCAGUGGAGGUGUCUACCUCAAUUAAUGGUGAAAGCCCUACAAGAGGAGGAAAAGUUUGAUGCUAGUAUCACAAUAUGCCUUAAAACAUGAGAGAGAUUGAGGUUGACCAAGAUGGAUAAAAUGUAUGUUUGUGUGUGUGUGUUUAUUUUACUGGCACCAUUACAAGAACCCCAAGGGAUGGGGUGGUGGUAGAAUCUCUCAUUCCUUGGAGGUUUUUAAGCAGAGGUUGCAUGGCCAUCUGUCAUGUAUGCUUUAGCUGAUAUUUCUGCAUCUCGGGGUUAGGCUAGAGGACCCUUGGGAUCCCUUCCAACACUAUGAUUCUAUGAAUCCAGGGCUCAACCUGGCUGAAUAUGAUGCAGUGGCUGAUACCUUCUCCCAUCUGGUUUAACGUGAGACAAUAUUUUUAAUUGCCUAUUAAAAUGUAACAAUUCUUCACUAUGGCACUUUGCUGCUCUGUGUCCUCAGCUUGUCUCUGUAUGUAAUUAUUUUUCAGAAAGGCAUAAAGAAAUAAAUGCAGAUUAUGCAUC